AUGGUUCUGACCCGGUUCCCCCUGCCUCAGGUGCGCUGGUUCCGUGACGGGAACGAGAUCCGAAAGAGUAAAAAGUACGAGAUGAUGUCGAAGGGAAAGACGAGGACCCUGGUGGUGAACAAGUCUGUGUUUGAGGACGAGGCGGAGUACGAGUGCGACGCAAGGACUGCCAAGACCUCCGGGCUGCUGACCGUCACAGAGGAGGACGCGCGGUUCACCAAGAACCUGUCGUCGGUGGAGGGGACAGAGACCGACUCGGUGAAGCUGGUGUGUGAAGUGUCCAAGCCCAGUGCUGAGGUUCGCUGGUUCAAACAGGACCAGGAGAUCCCAGAAGGAGGACGCUACGAACAUGUGACCGACGGACGCAAACGCAUCCUCAUCAUCCAGGACCUGAGGCUGGAAGACCGCGGGGACUACACCUGCCAGCUGUCGGCCAGCACCACCACCACGGGCAAGCUGACCAUCAACGAGCUGGCGGCUGAGUUCAUCGCGCGGCCUCAGAACGUGGAGGUGGUGGAGGGAGAGAAGGCCGAGUUCGUCUGCUCGGUCUCCAAAGAGUCGUAUGAAGUCAAGUGGUUCAAAGGAGACAAGGAAGUGACAGAAGGAGACAAGUACAGUGUGGUGAGCGAGGGCAAGCGGCGCGCCCUGCUGGUCAAGAGCUGCGAGCGCAAGGACGAGGGCGGCUACACGGCGCACAUCGGCAACGUGCGGGCGUCCGCCGAGCUCUACGUUAUCGAGCUGGGGUUAGAGCUGGGGUUAGAGCAGGUGAUAGAGCUGGUGGGUGGGGUAGAGCUGGGGUUAGAGUUGGGGUUAGAGUUGGGGUUAGAGCUGGGGUUAGAGUUGGGGUUAGAGCUGGGGUUAGAGUUGGGGUUAGAGCUGGGGUUAGAGCUGGUGAUAGAGCUGGGGUUAGAGUUGGGGUUAGAGUUGGGGUUAGAGCUGGUGAUAGAGUUGGGGUUAGAGUUGGGGUUAGAGCUGGGGUUAGAGCUGGGGUUAGAGUUGGGGUUAGAGCAGGUGGUAGAGCUGGGGUUAGAGUUGGGGUUAGAGUUGGGGUUAGAGUUGGGGUUAGAGCUGGGGUUAGAGCUGGGGUUAGAGUUGGGGUUAGAGCUGGGGUUAGAGCUGGGGUUAGAGCUGGGGUUAGAGCAGGUGAUAGAGCUGGUGGGUGCGGUAGAGCUGGGGUUAGAGUUGGGGUUAGAGUUGGGGUUAGAGUUGGGGUUAGAGCUGGGGUUAGAGCUGGGGUUAGAGCUGGGGUUAGAGCUGGGGUUAGAGCUGGUGAUAGAGCUGGGGUUAGAGUUGGGGUUAGAGUUGGGGUUAGAGCUGGGGUUAGAGCUGGGGUUAGAGCUGGGGUUAGAGCUGGUGAUAGAGCUGGGGUUAGAGUUGGGGUUAGAGCUGGGGUUAGAGCUGGGGUUAGAGUUGGGGUUAGAGCUGGGGUUAGAGCUGGGGUUAGAGCUGGGGUUAGAGCAGGUGAUAGAGCUGGUGGGUGCGGUAGAGCUGGGGUUAGAGUUGGGGUUAGAGUUGGGGUUAGAGCUGGGGUUAGAGCUGGGGUUAGAGCUGGGGUUAGAGCUGGGGUUAGAGCUGGGGUUAGAGCUGGUGAUAGAGCUGGGGUUAGAGUUGGGGUUAGAGUUGGGGUUAGAGCUGGGGUUAGAGCUGGGGUUAGAGCUGGGGUUAGAGCUGGGGUUAGAGCUGGUGAUAGAGCUGGGGUUAGAGUUGGGGUUAGAGCUGGGGUUAGAGCUGGGGUUAGAGCUGGGGUUAGAGUUGGGGUUAGAGCUGGGGUUAGAGCUGGGGUUAGAGUUGGGGUUAGAGCUGGUGAUAGAGCUGGGGUUAGAGCUGGGGUUAGAGCUGGGGUUAGAGCUGGGGUUAGAACUGGGGUUAGAGCAGGUGAUAGAGCUGGGGUUAGAGCUGGGGUUAGAGCAGGUGAUAGAGCUGGGGUUAGAGCUGGGGUUAGAGCUGGGGUUAGAGUUGGGGUUAGAGCUGGGGUUAGAGCUGGUGAUAGAGCUGGGGUUAGAGUUGGGGUUAGAGCUGGGGUUAGAGCUGGGGUUAGAGUUGGGGUUAGAGCUGGUGAUAGAGCUGGGGUUAGAGCUGGGGUUAGAGCUGGGGUUAGAGCUGGGGUUAGAACUGGGGUUAGAGCAGGUGAUAGAGCUGGGGUUAGAACUGGGGUUAGAGCAGGUGAUAGAGCUGGGGUUAGAGCUGGGGUUAGAGCUGGGGUUAGAGUUGGGGUUAGAGCUGGGGUUAGAGCUGGGGUUAGAGCUGGGAUUAGAGCUGGGAUUAGAGCAGGUGAUAGAGCUGGUGGGUGGGGUAGAGCUGGGGUUAGAGUUGGGGUUAGAGUUGGGGUUAGAGCUGGGGUUAGAGCUGGAGUUAGAGUUGGGGGUUAGAGCAGGUGAGUUGGGGUUAGAGCUGGGGUUAGAGCUGGGGUUAGAGCUGGGGUUAGAGCUGGGGUUAGAGCUGGGGUUAGAGUUGGGGUUAGAGCUGGGGUUAGAGCUGGUGAUAGAGCUGGGGUUAGAGUUGGGGUUAGAGCUGGGGUGGGGGGUUAGAGCUGGGGUUAGAGCUGGGGUUAGAGCUGGGGUUAGAGCAGAGCUGGGGUUAGAGCUGGGGUUAGAGUUGGGGUUAGAGCUGGAGUUAGAGCUGGGGUUAGAGCUGGGGUUAGAGCUGGGGUUAGAGCUGGGGUUAGAGUUGGGGUUAGAGUUGGUGGGUGGGAUAGAGCUGGGGUUAGAGCAGGUGGAGAAGCUCCGGAUCAUCACUCCCCUGCGGGACGUCCAGGUGAAGGAGGGGUCAGAGGUCGUGUUUAACUGUGAGGUCAACGCUGACGGAGCCAAAGCCAAGUGGCUCAAACAGGACGAGACCAUCUUCGACAGCGGCAAGUUCACCAUGACCCAGCGGGACAACGUCUUCUCCCUGAGGAUCCGGGACGCCAACAAGACCGACCAGGCCCAAUACAGCAUCCUCCUGACCAAUCAGAGAGGAGAGCAGGCCAAGAGCUCCGCCUCCGCCACCGUGGCAGAGGAGCAGCUGAGGUUCCUGGAGCCCAUAGAAGACCUGGAGACGCAGGAGAAGCGCACGGUUGCCUUCGUGUGUAAAGUGAACCGUCCUGAGCUCACGGUGCGAUGGUUCAAAGCCGGUCAGGAGCUGGUGCUCAGCAAGCGCCUGGUCUACCGCGUCGAUGGUCUCAAGCACACACUGACCAUCAAGGACUGCACCAUGGAGGACGAGGGGGAGUACACGGCUACUGUGGGGGAGGACAGGUGUGUUGCGGAGCUCAUCAUCAGUGAAGCUCCCUCAGAUUUCACGACUCAGCUCAAAGAUCAGACGGUGACAGAGUUUGAAGACGCAGAGUUUGUGACGAAAGUGAACAAAGACAAAGCACAAGUCAAGUGGUACAGAGCAGGACGCGAGAUCCGAGAGGGCCCCAGGUACCAUAUGGAGCGCGAGGGAAAAACCUGUCGUCUGAUGGUGAAGACCUGUCGACCGGACGAUGAGUGUGAAUACUCCUGCGGCGUGGACGAGCGCCGCACCCGGGCCCGGCUGUUCGUUGAAGAGACCCCUGUGGAGAUCGUGCGUCCUCCUCAGGACCUGUUCCAGCCUCCUGGUUCAGACGUGGUGUUUGAGGCAGAGUUGAACAAGGACCGUGUGGAGGUUCGCUGGAUGAGGAACAACAUGAUCAUCGUCCAGGGAGACAAGUACCAGAUGAUCAGUGAAGGAACCAUCCACCGCCUGCAGGUCUGCGAGAUCAGACCCCGGGACCAGGGAGAGUACCGGAUCAUCGCCAAGGACAAGGACGCCAGAGCCAAGCUGGAGCUGGCAGCUGUGCCAAAGAUCAAGACCACAGACCAGAGCCUGGUGACAGAUGCUGGAAAACCCUUCAUGAUGUCAGUGCCGUAUGAUGCAUAUCCUCGGGCUGAGACCGACUGGGUCUUUGGCGGGACCAGCCUGCCGGUCCAGAACAUCGACUCCAGCCUCGACAAGACCGAGUACCGACUCAAGAGUCCCACCAAGGAGGACCAGGGCCAGUACCGGGUGGUGAUCCGCAACAAGCAUGGAGAAGCCACUGCCAACAUCCAACUGGACGUGAUCGACGUGCCAGGUCCGGUGAAGGGUCUGCGGGUCGUGGACACUGCUGAGGGUGAAGUGAGUCUGUCGUGGGAGGAGCCCGAGUCUGACGGCGGAGCCAAGAUCUCGGCUUACGUUGUGGAGCGCCGCGACAUCAAGAGGAAAACCUGGACCGUAGCCACAGACCGAGCCGACGCCCCAGAGUACUGUGUGUCCGGACUCAACCGGGACCUGCUCUACCUGUUCAGGGUCAGCGCCAGGAACCGAGUAGGAACCGGACCCAGUGUAGUCCUGGACGAACCCGUCCAGCCCAAGAACAAGUUUGAUGUCCCGGAUGCCCCUCAGAAGGUCCAUGUGGUCUCUGUGAACCGGUUCGGUGCAACCGUGGGCUGGGAGCCACCUCAGUCAGACGGCGGGUCUGAAAUCACAGCGUAUGUUAUUGAGCUGCGCGACCGCACCUCAGUUAAGUGGGAGGCGGCCUUGGUCACCGCGGCGACCGCCCGCUCCGCCGACCUGAAUGACGUGGUGGAGAACAAAGAGUACAUCUUCAGAGUUAGAGCCGAGAACAAGGCAGGGGCAGGUCGCCCCAGUGCUGCGACCAAUCCCGUCAAGAUCAUGGACCCCAUCGACCGCCCGAGUCGCCCUCUGAACCUCCACCCAAGCGAGACCACCCGCACGACCGUCACCCUGACCUGGGAGACGCCCGUUUCCAACGGAGGAAGCAUGAUCACGGGUUACAUCAUUGAGAAGUGCGACGACGGCAGCUACAACUGGCUUCGUGUCAACGCCAAGCUGUGCCCUGACCUCAGCUACAGGGUCUCUGGUCUGAAGCCUCGGCAGAAGUUCUUCUUUAGAGUCCGAGCUGAAAACGCAGCCGGAGUCUCAGAACCGUCUGAGCAACUGGGCCCAGCGCUGGCUGACGACCCACAUGUGGCCCCGUCCAUGGACCUCAGCUCCUUCAGAAAUGGUCUUGAGGUCAUCGUGCCUCAGCCUCUGGUCAUCAGAGUACCCAUCAGCGGGUACCCCACCCCGACCCCGACCUGGACCUAUGGCGAGACAGUGCUGAAACCAGACCAGGACCGCGUCUCGAUGGUAACCAAGGCCACGUACACCGAGCUGACUCUGAGCCCGAGCGUACGACCCGAUAAGGGAACGUACGGACUCACACUCGAGAACGACGUGAACUACUGCAGCGGAGAGGUGGAGGUCAACGUUAUUGCUGCCCCCAGUGCUCCCAAAGACCUGAAGGUGGCUGAGGUGACCCGCAGACAUGUGCAUCUCCAGUGGGAGGCGCCAGAGCACGACGGCGGCAGUCCAGUCACACACUACCAGAUCGAGAAGAAGGAGGUGUCCCGCAAGACCUGGGCCAAGGUGGCCACUGGUGUGAUGGACCUGGAGCACACGGUCACAGAUGUGAUGGAGGGAAAGGAGUAUCUGUUCAGUGUCACAGCCUGCAACAAGUGUGGACCUGGAGAACCAGCCUACAUCGACGAGCCCGUCAAUGUGUCAUCUCCAGCCACUGUACCUGAUCCUCCGGAGAACCUGAAGUGGAGAGAUAAAUCUGCCAAGAGUAUCUUCCUGCUAUGGGAACCCCCCAAGAUCGACGGCGGGGCUCCCCUGAAGGGCUACAUCAUCGACAAGUGUCAGAGAGGAACCGACAAGUGGGAACCAUGUGGAGACCCCAUCACAGAGCUCAAGUACCAGGUCACCGGGCUGAUCGAGGGGCAGUGGUACGCCUACAGAAUCAGAGCCAUGAACCGUCUGGGAGCCUCGCGCCCGAGCCGAGCCACUGACGAGAUCCAGGCUGUGGACGCCAGAGAUCCGCCUCAGAUCCAGUUGGACGUGAAGCUUCUGGCAGGUCUCACGGCUCGGGCUGGGUCUAAGAUCGAGCUGCCCGCUGAGGUUUUGGGAAAGCCAGACCCCAGGGUCAAGUGGACAAAAGCCGACCUGGUCCUGCGUGCCGACGACCGCAUCACCAUGGAAACCACGCCAGGCCAUGCCAAGCUGAGCAUCGGCAACACGACCCGAGGGGACACCGCGACCUACAUCAUUGAGGCAGUGAACACAUGUGGAAGAGCCACCGCCACUGUGGACGUCAACAUCCUGGAUAAACCCGGCCCUCCCGCUGCCUUUGACCUCUCUGACAUCACCAGUGAGUCGUGCUCGCUGGCCUGGAACCCGCCUCGGGACGAUGGCGGGUCGCCCAUCACCAACUACAUUGUGGAGAGUCGUCAGACCGACAAAGAAGAGUGGGUGAAACUGUCCGCCACGGUCAAACACACGACCUUCACGGCGACCAAACUCACCGCGCUCAAAGAGUACCUGUUCCGCGUCAGUGCUGAGAACCAGUACGGUAUUGGGGCGCCUGCCGAGCAUGUGCCCAUCAUCGCCAAGUACUCCUUCGACCCGCCCGGCUCCCCCACCCGAGUCACCCCCUCAGACGUGUCUCGUGACGCCGUGACGCUGUCGUGGUUUGAACCGGACGAGGACGGCGGCAGUCCCAUCACCGGGUACUGGGUGGAGAAGUAUGACACGGAGAGCGACAAGUGGCUGCGCUGCAACAAGCUGCCCAUCAAAGACACCACCUACAGGGUGAAGGGGCUCCCCACAAAGAAGAAGUUCAGAUUCAGAGUUUUGGCCGAGAAUUUGGCCGGACCUGGAAAACCCAGCACCGAGACCGACCCAGUCCUCAUUAAGGACCCCAUUGAUGCCCCUUGGGCUCCUGGAAAGCCUGUGGUGCGUGACGUGGGUAAGACCUCGGUGACUCUGACCUGGACGCGGCCCGAGCACGACGGCGGUGCAAAGAUUGAGGGGUACGUGGUGGAGCUGCAGAAGUCCGGGUCGGAGGACUGGAUCCGAGUGGCUGAAGAUGUUCCCCAGACUGAGGCGGUCCUCAAGGAGCUCAUGGAGAAACAGGAGUACAGCUUUAGAGUCCGAGCCGUGAACCGGGCUGGGGAGAGCGACCCGAGCGAGCCCAGCGAUCCGGUGGUGUGCAAGGAGAGGCUGUACGUCCCCUCUCCUCCUCAGUGGCUGGAGGUCUCUGGCAUCUCUAAGACGGCUGCAGACCUGAAGUGGCAGGCUCCCAGCAGCGACGGAGGUUCUCCCAUCACUAACUACGUGGUGGAGAAGCGAGACGUGAGGAGGAAGGCGUACCAGGCAGUGGACACCACAGUGAAGGAGCUCAAGUACUGCGUGACUCCUCUCAACGAGGGCUCUCUGUACGUGUUCCGCGUGGCAGCCGAGAACGCCGUGGGAAUGUCCGAGUUCUGCGAGCUGGACGAUGCUGUGCUUGCCAAGGACACCUUCACCACGCCCGGACCUCCCUACGCCCUGACGGUGGUGGAAGUGACCAAGAGACACGUGGACCUGAAGUGGGAGGCGCCUCAGAGUAACGGAGGACGUCCUAUUACCAAGUAUGUGAUUGAGAAGAAGGAGAAGCUGGGCACUCGUUGGCUGAAGUGCUGUAAGACCCCAGACCGUCAGACCCAGUUCAAGGUGACGGACGUGGACGAGGGCUCGGAGGUGCAGUUCCAGGUGCGAGCAGAGAACCAGGCCGGUGUGGGAGAACCCAGCGAGCCUACUGUGGUGCUGACUAUUGAGGACGCCACCAGCGUUCCCUCCCCUCCUGUGGAGCUGGUCGUGGUGGAUGCAAGCCGCGAGCACAUCAACGUGGCGUGGAAGCCUCCAGUGAAAGAUGGCGGCUGCCCGGUCAGCGGGUACCAUGUGGAGGUGGCUGAGGCACGACCCGAGCUCAAGUGGCUCCGUGUCAACACCCGCCCCAUCAAAGAACUCACCUUCCGCAUCGACGACGGCAUCAAGUCUGAGAAGAAAUAUGUGAUCCGAGCUCGGGCCAUUAACUCUGUGGGGGUCAGCGAGCCCUCACAGGUCACCGACAAGGUCUACACCCGAGACCCCGACUGUGCCCCCACACUGGAGGUUCCCUCAGAGGAGGUGGUGGUGGUGGAGGGUGAGAAGCUGCACCUGUUCGUGCCGUACCGUGCCAUUCCAACCCCGAAGAUGAUCUGGACCAAAGAGGAGAGCGAGCUCAAAGCAGACGACCGUCUGUCCUUCACUGUGGAGAUGAACGACGCUCACCUGGAGCUGCUCAAGAGUACGAGGGCAGACGCCGGGAAGUACACCAUCACCCUGGAGAACACACUGGGCAAGGUCUCCGGGACGGUCACCGUCAAGGUUAUCGGCCUGCCGGGACAGUGUAAGGACAUCACCUCAGCUGAUGUCACUAAGAACUCUGUGGUCAUGAGCUGGGUCGCUCCCGAGGACGACGGGAACUCCCCCAUCACCGGGUACACGCUGGAGCGCCGCGAGACCUCCAAGAAGACAUUCAUCCCUGUCCUGACCUGCCAGGACCUGCUGACCACCACCGUCAAAGACCUCUACGUCAACUGCGAGUACUACUUCAGAGUCCGAGCCCACAACCUCGUGGGUCCUGGACCAUAUCUGGAGCUGAGAGCCCCAGUCAUCACCGAGGAGAUCAAACAGAAACCAGACCCUCCCAUUUGCGUGGAGACCUACGACCCAACCUCAAAGUCCAUUACGGUGUCCUGGCGGGCCCCGGAUUCAGACGGGGGCUGUCCCAUCAUGGGCUACGUGGUGGAGAAGAUGGAGAAGGAUGGAGACCGCUACGAGCGCCUGAACCCGAGUCUGGUUCCUGGGUUCAGCUUCAUUGCGACGGGUCUCACUGAGGGACAGGAGUAUCAGUUCAGGGUGAGGGCCGAGAACGCAGCCGGGGUCAGCGAACCCUCAAGGAGCUCAGCCAUGAUGAAGGCAGCCGACCCAGUGGAAAAGCCCAUGGUGUCCCUGUCAGCCCGUGUCGUAGCCGGUCUGUGUGUGAAGAAGGGUGAGGAGAUCCGUCUGGAUGCCCUGGUGUCCGGAUCCCCCUAUCCCAAAAUCACCUGGCUCCGAAACGAGGAGGACGUGACCAAAGAGCCGACCAAGAAAGUCGUUCCAAUUGUGAAGAAGAAGUCCAAGGCCAAGGUUGCGGAGCCCGAGCCCGAGUUUGUGACCCCUCUGCGGGAGCGGCUGGGGCUAGACCAGACCAAGAAGGGCCAGACCGCACUGAUGGUCCGCGACUCAGUCCGAACCGACCACGGCAGCUUCACCAUCCUCGCUGAGAACCAACACGGGAGCGCCAUGGCAACCUGCCUCGUCAACGUCCUGGAUGUUCCUGGUCCUCCUGUGAACUUCACCUUCUCGGACGUGAGGAACACCUCAGUGUUGUGCAGCUGGGAGCCUCCAGAGGACGAUGGCGGCUCAGAGAUCGACAACUACAUCUUAGAGAAGAAAGACAACCGCAACGAGGAGAUGGGCUGGAUCACCAUCACCUCCACCCUGAAGGGCACAUCGUUCCCUGUGGCCAAACUCAUCGAGGGGAAGGAGUACAUCUUCAGAGUGACGGCUGAGAACAAGUCUGGACCCGGAGCUCCCUGCAUCUCCGAGCCAAUGGUGGCCAAGAACAUGUUCGACCCCCCUGAUGCCCCCAACACCCCGAGAGUCCAGGAGGUCACCGCCUCCAGCGCCAAACUGUCGUGGCACGAGCCCAAAGACAACGGCAGCCCCAUCUUGGGAUACUGGAUUGAGAGGAAGGAGGUGAACAGCAAACACUGGACCAGAGUGAACCGGGCUCUGCUUAAUGCGCUGGAGGUCCGGGUCCAGGGGCUCCAGGAGGGACUCACCUACAUCUUCAGAGUCUGUGCGGAGAACUUAGCCGGACCAGGACCCUUCUGCGAGCCGUCUGACCGCACUGUGGCCAUGGACGCCAUCUUGCCCCCUGGACCUCCCAUUCCUCGGGUUGUGGACACUGGAAAAGACUUUGUGAUUCUGGCCUGGAAACCUCCUCUGUACAACGGCGGAGGAGACAUCUCAGGAUACCACGUGGAGAAGAUGGUGGUCGGGGAGAAGGAAUGGAAGCGUGCCACUGAACACCGCUGUAAAGACCUGACCUUCACCGCCAGGGGCCUGACCGAAGGAGCCGACUACUACCUCCGAGUGAUCGCUGUGAACGAGGCCGGACCGGGAGCUCCAGGGACCACGGACCCAGUGACCGUGAAGGAACCAGAGGAGACCCCGUCCGUGGAGCUAGACGCCACGGUGCGUAACGGCGUGAUGAUCCGUGCCGGAGCGCCUCUGCGUCUGCCCGCCGUAGUGACCGGCCGCCCGCAGCCCGAGGUCAAAUGGACCAAAGACGAAGCCGCCACCGACCCAGAGAGAGUGCAGCUGGAGACGCAGGGCAAGAACACCACUCUGUUCAUCAAAGUCAGCACCAGGGCCGACCACGGCAAAUACACCGUGACCGGAACCAACCCCAGCGGCAGCAAGAGCGCCGAGACCCGGGUGGACGUCAUGGAUGUCCCUGGCCCCGUGGUGGACCUCAAAACCGUGCUGGUCACUAAGAAGAACAUCGUACUGACCUGGAAAGACCCGCUGGACAACGGUGGCAGCGACAUCAUGGGUUACGAGGUCCUGAGGAAGGACUCCAACAUGAAGCUGUUCCGGCAGCCCAUCGACACGGCCUCCUGCAAGUGCGACGUCCAGGGCCUGCUCCACAACGAGAGCUACGACUUCAGGGUCAUCGCACGCAACAAGUACGGAGACGGAACCCCCGCUGACCUGGGGCCCGUCAUCGCCCAGGACCCCAAAGGAACCCCCUCCGCGCCCGAGAAGUUCCACUACAGCGACCGCAGUAAGACCACCAUCUCUCUGGCCUGGCAGCCUCCUCGCACCGACGGGGGAAGUCCCAUCACCGGCUACUACGUGGAGAAGAUGAGGUCCGACAGCACCGAGUUCGACGUGGCUCACCGCAAGAUCUUCACCGAGUGCCAGGGAACCAUCGAGAACCUGUCGGAGAACAUGGAGUACCAGUUCCGGGUCAAAGCCGUGAACGAGGUCGGAGACGGAGACCACAGCAAAGCCAUCAAUGUGAAGAUCAUGGACGAUGAGAUUCCUCCGUCCAUUGCCAUGCUGCGCUUCUUCAAGAACAAUUCCCUGAUCAUCCAUAAAGGGGGCGCUGUAGAGCUGCCCGCCGAGAUUAAAGGUCUCCCCCUGCCGACCUUCACCUGGCUCAGGGACGACCUGCCCCUCGUGGUCAAACCUGAGGAGGAAAGAAUGACCAUGGAAUCUGAAGAGGUGGACCGCACCACCAUCAAGACUAAGAUCUCCAUCCCGUCGUCUCUGAGGCAGGACACGGGGAAUUACCAACUGAAGGCUGACAACUGCUACGGCAGCGCCACACACCUCAUCCGGGUCGAAGUGCUCGACCGGCCGCUCCCGCCCCGAAACAUUGUGAUCUCGGACAUCCGAUCGGACUCCUGCUACCUGACCUGGGAUGCACCCGAGGACAACGGCGGGUCGGAGAUCACCAACUACAUCCUUGAGAGGCGAGACGCCAGCAAGAAGAAGUCGGACUUCGAAGUCCUGACGAUUAACCUGAUCGACCGCAGAUACGGGGUCUACAAGCUUGACUUUAAUGGCCAGUACCAGUUCCGGAUCAAAGCCGAGAAUAAGUUUGGUGUGAGUGACGGCUUUGAGUCGGAGAAGGUACAGCUGCGCGAUCCCUUCGGCUUGCCGGGUCCACCCCGAAACCCCAAGAUCAUCGCCGGUACAGCGACGACCAUGACAGUGACCUGGGAGCCUCCCCUCGAGAACGGCGGGUCUAGCAUCCAGGGGUACUGGCUGGAGAAGAGGGAGCGCGGGGCCGUGUACUGGGGCAGAGUCAACCGCUCGCCGGUCACCAAACCUGCCGUCAGAGGACUGCAGUACACCAUCCUGCGUCUCAUCGAGGGCACGGAGUACCAGUUUAGGGUCGCAGCUCAGAACGCAGCUGGGGUGGGUCCCCCGAGUGAGGGAACGACCUGCCGCUUUGCACAGGAUCCAUGCAACCCGCCUAGCCCGCCGCUGGAGCUCACGGUGCUGGAUAAGACCAAGUCGUCUGUGUCCCUGAGCUGGAGUCCCCCAGAGAGGGACGGCGGCGCCCCAGUCAAAGGUUAUGUGGUGGAGGUGCACGAGGAGGGCAUGGCCGAGUGGAAGCGGGUCACCCUGCCAGACAAGCCCCACAUGUCGACCAACUUCAACGUACCCAACCUGCGGGAGAACCGCAAGGCCCGGUUCAGGGUCUACGCCGUCAACGCUGCCGGCAUGUCCGAGCCUGCCAUCACCAAGGACGUGAUGGUGCAAGACAUCCUGAUCGAGCCCGUGCUGACCCUUGAUCUCAGCGCUAACGACCUCCUGAACACUCGGGCUGGAACCAUGCUGCAGAUACCUGUGUCUGUGAGAGGGCGCCCCCAACCCAACAUCACCUGGAACUACGACGGCACGGCAGAGAGCGAGAAGAAGAACGAGAGACACACCCUGCCCCUGGAUGCUGAGAUCUACACGUCAGACACCUCCACCCGGGUCGUCAUCGCCGAGUCCCAGCUGUGUCACUCCGGACGUUACAUCAUCAACGCCGAGAGUCCAGCAGGACACAAGGUCCUGAAGGUCCGGGUCAACAUCCUGGACCUGCCAGGGGCCCCCAGGGACCUCCGAGUCACCGACAUCACCAGAGGAACCUGCCGCCUCAGCUGGAAGGCUCCAGAGAGCGAUGGUGGAGAACACAUCAAGAGCUACUUUAUCGAGAAGAAGACCACGACCGGGAAGGCCUGGACCAAGGUGAACCCGACCUGCCAGGCCCAGUCUCUGGUGAUCCCAGACCUGAUCGAUGGACAGGAGUACAUCUUCAGGAUCAAAGCAGAGAAUCGCUUUGGAUUUGGACCCUACACCGAGACCCCCGAAGGAUCCCGGGCCAGAGACCCCAUUCACCCGCCAGACCCCCCGACUCGUCUGAAGAUCCUCGGGGUGAAGAAGGGCGUGGUGUCUCUGUGCUGGAAGUGUCCAAAGAACGAUGGCGGCGCUCCUGUCACUCACUACAGCGUCGACAUGCUCUGCUGGGACGCUAGCGGCUCUCAGAAGGAGGGCUGGAUGAGGUGUAACCGCAGGGAGGUGGAGGCCACUCAUUUCAAGGUGGAGGAUUUGAAGGAAGGAGACGAGUAUGAGUUCAGAGUCAACGCCUUUAACCAGGCCGGUUCCAGCCGCCCUUCCACCACUGUCGGCCCAAUCCUGAUCCAAGACCAGACCUGCGCCCCGUCCAUCGAGUUGGAGGAGUUCCUGGAGUCCGAACAGGGCAAGGAGAUCCGAAUCGUGGCAAAGAUCCGUGGAUGUCCGUUCCCCACACUGACCUGGUUCAAAGCCCCUCCCCACAAACCAGAGCAGAAGACCCAAGUCGAAUACGAUGAGAACAUCAACAAGAUAGUGUCUGAUGAGACCUGCACUCUGCUGAUCCAGAGGGCCAUACGAGGGGACACGGGCCUGUACACCCUCCAGGCCUCCAACAGCCUGGGCAAGGCCAGCAAGGAGAUGAGGCUCAACGUCAUGGGUCGACCCGGGGCCCCCUCUGCUCCCAUUAAGUUUGAGGAGAUCGAGGCGGAGAAGAUCACGCUGUCCUGGCUGCCUCCCAAAGACGACGGCGGGUCCAAAGUCACCAACUAUGUGAUCUGGCGCCGCGUGGCCAGCCGUAAGACCUGGGUCAUCGUGACCAACGAGCCCAAGGAGCGGGUGUGGACCGUGGAGAACCUGAUGGAAGGCCACGAGUACAUCUUCAGAAUCAUGGCUCAGAACAAGUACGGCGUGGGAGAACCUCUGGACUCUGAGCCCGAGGUGGCCCGCAACAUCUGUGUCCCGCCUGGCCAGGUGGAGAAGCCCACGGUCUCUGCUGUGACACUGGACUCCAUGACGGUGAACUGGGAGGAGCCUGAAGACGAUGGCGGGUCGCCCAUCAGCGGGUACUGGCUGGAGAGGAAGGAGACCACGGGCAAACGCUGGGCACGGGUGACCCGGGAACCCAUACGACCCAUGGGACUGGGGGAGAGCUUCUGCGUGACCGGCCUCAUUGAGGGGUCGCAGUAUCAGUUCAGAGUCACUGCCAUGAACGCAGCUGGUCCGGGACUCCCGAGCCCACUGACCGACCCGGUGUUCGCCAGAGACCCGAUCUCCCCGCCCUCCCCACCCACACCCAAAGUCUCCGAUUGGACCAAAUCCACAGUGGACCUGGAGUGGAUCCCACCCCUCAAAGAUGGCGGCUCCAAGAUCAUGGGAUACUGGGUCGAGCAUAAGGAAGAGGGGACUGAGGCGUGGGUGAAGGCCAAAGACACAGAGGUCCGUGGCACUCGUCUGGUCAUCACAGGGCUGAAGACCGGAGGAAAGUACCGCUUCAGAGUGAUGGCCUUCAACACGGCAGGGAACAGUGAGCCUGGCGAGGUGCCCGAGGUGCUGGAGGUCAUCGACAGAUCCAUCGCGCCUGAGGUGGACCUGGACGCCUCCUUGAAGGAGCGUAUCGUGGUACACGCCGGGGGAGUGAUCCGCCUGAUCGCGUACGUGAGCGGUCAGCCGGCACCUGAGGUCACCUGGAGCAGAGACGGUGCAGCGCUGCCCCCAGAGGCUGUGGUGGAAACUACAGGAAUCAGCUCUGCUCUGGUCAUCAAGCCCUGCGCCCGCAAACACCUUGGCGUCUAUAGCGUCACUGCCAAGAACGCUGGUGGAGAGAAACAACGCAAGGUCACCGUGGAGGUCCUGGACGUUCCUGGUGCAGUUGGAAUUCCUCUGACGGCGGAAAACCUGAGUGGGGACUCUUGCAAGCUGAACUGGUUCUUCCCGGAGAACGAUGGCGGCUCUCCCAUCAGUAACUUUGUGGUGGAGAAGCGCGAGGCAGAGCGUAAAGCCUGGACCGCCGUGUCAUACAGUGCCAGCCGGCAGAACGCAGUGCUCACCGGACUCACCCCCAGCAAGGCCUACUUCUUCAGGGUUGCAGCCGAAAACGCCAUUGGCCUGGGACCGUUCAUGACCACAGCUUGCGAAAUCAUCGUGAAGGAACCAAUCAGUGUUCCGGACCGGCCAGAGGAGCUGGAGGUCACCAAAGUCACCAAAGACCUGAUCUCAGUGACGUGGAAGGCCCCGCUGUCUGAUGGCGGCUCGGAAAUCACCAUGUACAUCCUGGAGGCGCGGCAGAUCGGCAAAGACAAGUUCACCCGUCUCACCAAGGAGUCGCUGAUGGAGCGCAAGUUCACCCUGGACGGACUCCGCGAGGGAGACACCUACCAGUUCAGGGUCCUGGCCGUCAACGAGGUCGGAGCGGGGAAACCCAGCUUCUGCACCAAGCCUAUCACCUGCCGGGACGAGCUGGAGCCCCCCACCAUCGAGCUGGACUUUAGAGAUAAAAUCAUCAUCCGUGUGGGUGAGAGCUGCCUGCUUCAGGGCCGGUACCACGGAAAGCCCUGUCCGUCCAUCGUGUGGUACCGCGACGACGAGGAGCUGAAGGCCGACCAGCACGUGAUGUUCAAGAACACUCUGAGCACCAUGUCCCUGGGGCUGAUGAAGGCUCAGCGCCAGCACAGCGGCCGCUACGUGGUGGUGGUGGAGAACAGCACUGGUGCUCGCAAAGGCAUCUGCAACAUCACCGUGGUUGACCGGCCCACUCCUCCAGUCGGACCCGUGGUCUUUGACGAGGUCCACAGAGAGUCCAUGUUGGUCUCCUGGAAACCUCCUCUGGACAGCGGCGGCGUGGACGUCUCCAACUACAUCAUUGAGCAGCGAGACGUCAACCGCGAGAGCUGGACAACCGUCACUUCAGCAACAACCAAGACUUUCUGCAAGAUCCCUCGUCUGGUUGAGGGUCGUGAGUACAUCAUCCGCAUCUUUGCCGAGAACAUGUACGGUAUCAGCGACCCACUGGAGUCUGAGGAGAUGAAAGCCAAAGACCUGUUCAGAGUCCCUGAGGCGCCUGAGCAGCCCACUGUACGUGAGGUGUAUGCCACAAACGUGCUGGUGCUGUGGUCACGGCCCAGAGACGGCGGAAAACCGAUCCUGAACUACAUCCUGGAGAAGAAGGAGGUGGGAGCCAAACGUUGGUCCCGAGUCACCCGCGACCAGCUCUACCCUCAGACACAGUACCGCGUCAACGACCUAACUGAGGGCUGCAACUACGAGUUCAGAGUGACUGCAGAGAACGAGCUGGGCAUCGGCGACCCCAGCCCUCCCAGCCUGCCCAUCCUCGCCAAAGACCCCAUCGUUCCUCCGAGCCCUCCUGUCACCCCUGAGUCCUAUGAUAAGACCAAAGACUCGGUGAGUCUGCGCUGGAAGCAGCCGCGUCACGACGGUAAAGGCCGUAUCUUCGGUUACAUCGUGGAGUACCAGAAACCAGGCGCAGUGGAGUGGACCCAGGCCAACGAGACGCCCGAGCAGUGCCCCGACCUGGGUUACGUGGUGACCGGCCUGAGCGACCAGGUCGAGUACAUCUUCAGGAUCUUCACCGUCAACGCCGCUGGCAGGUCUGACCCCGCCUACGUCAAGGAGACCAUCAAAGUGCACGACCGGCUCGAGGCUCCUGAGCUCCUCUUGGACGCCAACAUGUCCCGUGACCACCUGGCCAUGCUGGGGACAGACAUCACCCUGAGCGCCCUGGUCCGUGGCGUGCCCACUCCCACUGUCCAAUGGCAGAAGGAGGGCGGGGACAUGCCGGCCCACCUCACCGUAGCGGUCACUGAAUCCGGUACCAAAGUGUUUAUCCCCAAAUCCACACGUAAAGACUCUGGCAAAUACACACUGACGGCAGAGAACAGCUCCGGGAAGAAGACCGCCACGGUCAACGUCCUGGUGCUGAAUAAGCCCACUCCCCCUCGGGACCUGACCAUCUCUGAGAUCACCAGUGAGUCUGCAUACCUGACCUGGAAGGCCCCUGAGGACAAUGGGGGGGCGGUCGUGUCCCAUUACCUGGUGCAGAAGAAGGACGUGGCCAACGACUCCUGGGUCCCAGUGUCCGCAUCUCACAAGAAGCUGAGUCUGAUGGCCCUGUACCUGAUGGAGGGCAUCCAGUACAUGUUCCGGGUCGCAGCAGAGAACCAGUUUGGAAGAAGUGACUUUGUGACCACCAGGACCCCCAUCAAGGCCCUGGACCCGCUCUAUCCGCCUGGGCCGCCCAAGAACCUGCAUCACACCGACGCUGAGAAGACCGAGGUGUGGUUACAGUGGGAGUGGCCCGAGCGCACAGGAGGCAGUGAAGUCACUGGUUUCAUCGUGGAGCACCAGGAGGAAGGCCAGCCGGACUGGGUCACCUUCAAGACCGUGACCUCAGAAAAGGCCCAUGUUACUGGCCUGGUGGAAGGGAAGACCUACCGCUUCAGAGUCAAGGCCCAGAACGCCAUCGGAGUGAGCCGGCCAGAUACCAGUGUGCCAGUGACCUGUCAGGAGAAGACCCAGCCCCCGACCAUCGAGGUGGAUGUGAAGCUGAUUGAGGGUCUGGUGAUUAAAGCCGGCGGCACCAUCGUCUUGCCAGCUCGCAUGACUGGGAUCCCCAUGCCCACGGCCAAAUGGAGCAGUGACGGGAAGGAGAUGGUGUCUGAAGGUCGCGUUGCUGUGGAGACGCUGGGCUGCAACACUCUUCUGACCAUCAGCGAGUGCCAGCGCGGCGACACAGGAGAGUACAUCCUGUCUGCGUCCAACCCGGCCGGCUCCAAGAGCGUGGCACUGCACGUGAGCGUGCUGGCUGUGCCUGGGCCACCCGUGGGCCCUGUCAACAUCCUUGAGGUCACGCCCGAGUUCAUGAUGGUACAGUGGCGCGCGCCCAAGGACGACGGCGGCUCGCCCAUCAUGAGCUACGUGGUGGAGAAGAAAGACGUGAAGAAGCCAUGGGAGCCCUGGAGUGUGGUGAGCUCGGGCAGCACCGUCACCAAAGCCAAAGUGUCUCGUCUGGAAAAAGGUCGCGAGUACAUCGUCCGUGUGCGUGCAGAGAACCGCAUCGGCAUCGGUGCGCCGCUGGAGAGCGCUCCUACCGUGGCCAAACACAUGUUCUACCCACCAGGAGCACCCGGCCCGCCAGAGUGCUCUGACAUCACAGAGAACGCCGUCACCAUAGAGUGGGCCCUGCCCGAGCACGACGGCGGCUCCCCCAUCAGCGGAUACGUGGUGGAGCGUCGUGAGAUGACGGGGAAAUGGAUCCGCGUCAACAAGACUCCGGUGCUCGACCUGCGCUACCGCGUCUCUGGCCUCCUGGAAGGAAACACCUACGAGUUCAGAGUCUUCGCUGAGAAUGUGGCUGGUAUCAGUGAGCCCUCGGCCUCCUCUGAGCCGGUGAAAGCAGCCCGUGCCCUGAGCCGCCCCGGCCCACCAGGGAACCUCAAGCUUAAAGACUGGAGCAAGUCAUACGCUGACAUCUGCUGGACCAAACCCACACGCGACGGCGGCAGCCCGGUGCUGGGCUACGUGGUGGAGGUGCAGAAGUCCGGCUCUGCGCAGUGGGACCGUAUCAACAAGGACCUCCUAAAAUACUGCGCCUUCCGAGUCCCGGGUCUCCUGGAGGGGCUGGAGUACCGCAUCCGUGUCCGAGCCACCAACCUGAUCGGGGACAGCGAGCCGCGAGAGCUGCCAGACAAAGUCCUGGCCAAAGACAUCCUGGUGCCGCCCGAGGUGGUGGUGGACGCCUCCUGCAGAGACUCUCUCACCGUGAGAGCCGGACAGAUAAUUAACCUAAUCACCCGAGUCAAAGGCCGACCAGAUCCUGAGAUCACCUGGACCAAAGACGCCCGCGCUCUGGCCCGCGACAGGCGCACCGACUUCAUCAACAACUAUCCGCUGUGCGAGCUUGUCAUCAACGACGCUGUGCGCGCCGACUACGGCAAGUACGCCAUUGUGGCCAAGAACAGCAGUGGCCAGGCCCAAGCCACGGUCAUCGUCAACGUCCUGGACACGCCCGGGAUCUGCCAGAACAUCAAAGUCACCUACGUCACCAAGAACUCUUGCAUGGUGUCCUGGGAAAAUCCUGAGGACAACGGCGGCACCGAGAUCACGCAGUUCACAGUGGAGUGCCGUCAGCCGAGUCAGAGGAACUGGACGCUGGUCGCCAAAGACUGCACCAAGCGGCAGCUCAAGGCGCCCCUCACCGAGGGCUGCGAGUACUUCUUCAGGGUUAGCGCCGAGAACAAGAUCGGCUUAGGCCCCGCCCUGGAGUCCAAGAACGCAGUGCUGGCCGUGGACCCCAUCGAAAAGCCAGGAGAGCCACAGGACUUCACCAUCGCCGAGAUCGGAAAGACCUUCUGUUUCCUGAAGUGGAGGAAACCAGACUACGACGGCGGCAGCAAAAACCUUUGCUACCAUGUGGAGAAGAAGCCCAAGGAGGCAGAGGAGUGGGAGCGCGUCCACAAGGGGGCGAUGAAGGAGACCUACUUCAUGGCCGACAGGUGCAUAGAAAACCAGGUCUACCAGUUCCGCGUCCAGACAAAGAACGAGGGCGGUGAGAGCGGCUGGGUCACCACGGCUGAGGUGCUGGUGAAGGAGCAGAUCCUGGCUCCGUCCGUGACCGUCAAACCCGCUGAGUUGCUGGUGGUGAAGGCCGGGGACUCGCUGACUCUGGAGGCCACGGUGCAAGGCAAGCCAACGCCGGAGCUGAAGUGGACCAAAGACGAAAGCACCAGUGAGAUCCGCCGUGGCGUGCGUCACCGACUGGAGGCCGGCGCCGACUUCUCCAAACUCUUCAUCACUGCUGCGCGCCGCACAGACAGCGGCACGUACAACGUCACCGUCACCAACUCUGCGGGCACUGCCACCGGCCACGCCCACCUCAAUGUACUGGACCGCCCCGGUGAGGUGCGCGACCUCACGGUGUCUGGGGUGACCACCGACCGCUGCAACCUGGCCUGGGAAAUUCCAGAGGACAACGGAGGCUGCGACAUCUACAACUACAUCAUCGAGAAGUGCGACACAAAGAGAGGCGUCUGGAGCGUCCACUCCAACGCCAUCAUCACCAACAAGGCUGUUGUGACCCGGCUGACAGAGGGUAACCAGUACCUGUUCCGAGUCCGUGCUGAGAACAAGAUGGGUCCUGGUCCCGCGGUGGAGAGCCAGUCCAUCGUGGCCGGAACACAGUUCAGUGUGCCCAGUACCCCUGAUGCCCCGGAGGUCACCAAGAUAUCCAAGGAGGAGAUGACUGUGGAAUGGUGCGAGCCGGAGCGUGACGGCGGGAAGAUCAUCAGCGGGUAUCUGCUGGAGAAACGUGAGGAGCAUGCGGUGCGUUGGUCCCCGGUCAACAAGGAGACCGUCCCAGGCACACGCCUCACCGUCACCGGCCUGCUGCCCCUGCACGAGUACCAGUACAGGGUCAAGGCUGUCAACGAGAUCGGGGUCAGCCCGGCCAGCAAGCCCUCCAGGGCCAUCACCGCCAAGGACUCCGUGGAGCCCCCCGCGGCGCCCACGGCCCUCAAAGUCCUGGACAGCACACGCAGCUCGGUGACCCUGGGCUGGGUGAAGCCCGUAUCUGACGGCGGCGCACCCCUGAUCGGGUACGUGGUGGAGAUGAGGCUUCAGGGCAGUAAGAAGGACGAGGGCUGGAAGCGCUGCAACGUGGCGGCGCAACUGACGGCAUGCGACUUCACCGUGUCCAGCCUCAACCACGAGCUGCUGUACGAGUUCAGAGUCUCCGCCCAGAACCAGGUGGGAAUGAGCCCACCCUGCGACCUCCCCGAGCCCGUCAUCCCCAAGGACAUCCUGUCGGCCCCAGAGAUCGAGCUGGAUGCCGCUCUGAAGCAGGGGCUGGUGGUGCGUGCUGGCUGCCCCAUCCGCCUGGUCGCCACCAUCAGGGGGCGCCCUCAUCCCGAGGUGUCGUGGCGCCGCAUGGGCAUCGACAACGUGGUGAGAAAAGGUCGUGUGGAUCUCAUCGACUCCAUGACCUUCCUCCUGAUCCCAGACUCCACUAGAGACGACUCGGGCAAGUACUGCCUGACCCUGCGCAGCCCGGCUGGGGAAAAGGCCGUGUUCGUAGCCGUCAAAGUCCUCGACACGCCGGGGCCAGUGCAGAACAUAGAGGCCUCUGAGAUUAAGCAGACGACUAUGGUUCUGUCGUGGAACCCCCCGGAGGUGGACGGUGGAAGUGAAAUCCUGCACUACACUGUAGAGAAACGUCCAAUCGACAAAAAGACCUGGGCCAUGGUCAAAGACGAGGUCUUAGCGGACCAGGUCCCCUUCAAGGUCACAGGCCUUCAGUCUGGCACCGAGUACUACUUCAGAAUCACAGCGGUCAACCAGUACGGCCCUGGAGUCCACCGCAUUUCCCCCACGUCCUACAUGCCCUCCGACCCUGUCAGUAAGCCUGACCCGUGUGAGCGUGUGGAGAUCCUGGAGGUGACCCGCACUAACGCCAUGCUGGCCUGGGUCAAACCACUCAGAGACGGAGGAGCCAAGAUUGAUGGAUACGUCAUUGAGUACCAGGAGCUGACGCCUCCACCUGCACCAGAACCAGAACCAGAACCAGCAGCAGAACCAACAGAGGGUGAAGAGGGUGCUGAAGCCACGCCCGCUCCCCCUCCCCCUCUUCCUGUGGUGGAGGAAUAUGACGAUGAGGAGGAGGAGGACAAGGAACCGAAGGAGGAACCAUGGAACGCCUACACAACCGUGAAGGGCCUGAGCGCCAGUGUGGGCGGCCUCAAAGAAGGGAAACUCUACCGCUUCAGGGUCGCUGCCAAGAACAUUAUGGGACUGAGCUCCUUCACCGAGACCAGGGAGACCGUGGAGGCCAAGGAGCUGAAAUUGGAGCCUAAGAUCGUGAUGGCGGAGACGGCGAGCGCCCGAGCCGGUGCGAAGCUGCGCGUGGAGGCUGUGGUCUCUGGGAAACCUGCCCCGGUCUGUAAGUGGAAACGGGGAGAUCUGGCCGUGGUGCCGUCCAGCCGCCUGGCAGUCCUGCAGUCUGCCAACCUGUGCGUGCUCAUCAUCAAGGACGUGUCGCGUCUGGACAGCGGCGAGUACACUCUGGUGGCCGAGAACUCCUCUGGAACCAUCAGCCAGGCGCUCAAGAUCGUCAUCCAAGACAUCCCCGGCCCGCCCGAGGGCCCGGUCACCAUCUCGGACAUCGACGCCGACGCCUGCUCGCUGGCCUGGUCCAAACCGCUGGAGGAUGGCGGCAGUAACAUCACCAACUACGUGGUGGAGAAGUGCGACGUCACCCGAGGAGACUGGGUCAACGCCGUGUCGUCCUGCCCCAAGACCAACACCCGCCUGGGAAAACUCGUUCCCGGCAAGGAGUACGCGUUCAGGAUCCGGGCGGAGAAUCGCUACGGUGUUUCUGACCCGGUGCAGUCCGAGCGUAUGGUGGCCAAGUUCCCCUUCGACGUGCCGACUGAGCCCCUCAACUGCCGCAUCAACAAGACCAACAAAGACUGCAUGUUUGUGGCGUGGGACCGGCCAGAGAGCGACGGUGGCAGCCCCAUCACCGGGUACUACAUCGAGAGGAAGGAGCGCAACAGUCUGCUGUGGGUCAAAGCCAACGACACCGUGGUGCGCACCACAGAGUACCCCUGCGCCGGCCUCAUCGAGGGCCUGGAGUACACCUUCAGGGUCUCCGCCAUCAACCGCGCUGGCCAGGGCAAAGCCAGUGUCAAGACCGACUUUGUGACCGCCAGAACCCCAGUCGACACGCCUGGGAAACCCGAGGUGCUGGACGUGACCAAGAACUCUGUGACGCUGGUCUGGACCCGACCUAAGAACGAUGGCGGGUCGAAGCUGGUGGGGUACUAUGUGGAGAGCUGCAGGGUCCCGGGUGAGACCUGGCUCCGCUGUAACACCAGCUCCCAGAACUGCCCCCGCGAGGAGUACACUGUGACCGGCCUGGAGCGUGACCUGUCCUACUCCUUCAGGGUCAUCGCCAAGACCGCGGUCAACAUCAGCAAACCCUCUGAGCCCAGCGACCCAGUGCUGGUGCAGGCGGAGAACGUUCCGCCUCGUAUUGAGCUGAACGCCCGUAUGCAGAAGGGCUUUAGGGUGAAGGCUGGCUCCCCUCUGCUGCUGGAGGCCGAGGUCUUCGGGAAGCCCAUGCCACGGGUCACAUGGUCCCACGGCGACCGCACUCUUAAGAGCGGCCCCGGUCACGUGAUCACACAUGCGCGACAUCACUUCCAGCUGGAGAUGAGCGAUGUCACCAAAGAACACAGCGGCACCUACAUCCUGCGCGCAGACAACGCCAGCGGCAACAAGACGGUCGAGGUGCAGGUCGUGGUGCUCGAUGUCCCAGGAGCUCCUGCCUCCUCAUCCUUCGUUGACGUCACUUCCUCCAGUGUGAAGCUGGCCUGGACCCCCCCUGUGCAGGAUGGGGGUGCCCCUCUGAAGAACUACAUUGUGGACAAACGGGAGACGAGCCGAGCCGAGUGGGCCCAGGUCACGGCCAAAGUGAUGGCCGACAGCCCUGAGUUCACCGUGGGUCGUCUGAUUGAGGGCCAGGAAUACCAAUUCAGGAUUCGAGCUGAGAACGUGUGGGGAGUGGGAGACGCCCUGGUCACUGGGCCAGUCAUCGCCAAGAACCCCUACACCGUGCCCGGACCCUGCGAGGCCCCUGUGGUCACCAACGUGCAGAAGGACCGCAUGACGGUGAGCUGGAAGGAGCCGGCGGACGACGGUUGCUCCGCGAUCCUCGGCUUCUUACUGGAGAAGAAAGAAACAAAGGAGAUAAACUGGUCCAAGCUGAACCGCAAACCCCUGACCGAGCGCUCCCUGGAGGUCGGCGCGCUGGUCGAGGGCACGGAGUACGAGUUCAGGGUCAUCGCCGUCAACAUCGCUGGCUCCGGCAAACCCAGCGAGGCGUCUGUGGGAGCCACCGCCAUGAACCCCAUCACCGUCCCUGGCCCGGUGCAGAAUCCAGUCGUCACUGAUACCUCUGACUCUACCCUGAGUGUGUCUUGGGGCGCCCCGGCCAGCUCGGGAGGCAGUCCCGUGCUCGGGUAUCUGGUGGAGUCCAAACGCUGCGACGCAAAUGACUGGAUCCGUUGCAACGUUCCGCGGAACCUGCAGGACACCAGCUACGUAAUCCAGAACCUGCUGCACCUGUCGCAGUACCAGGUGCGCGUCUCUGCCGUCAACAAAGUUGGCUUCGGAGAGGCGGUCGAGGUCCCCGACAAGCACACCGCCAAGGACAUCAUCGUGGCCCCAGAGGCCGAGCUAAGCGCUGAACUGAAGGACGGGCUGCAGCUCACCGCUGGCCAGACCAUGAAACUCACUGCAACCUAUAAGGGACGCCCCACCCCCCGAGUCACAUGGGCCAAGAUGAACUCCAACCUGAAAGACCGGCAGGGCGCGGUCAUCAAGACCACACCCACCGAGGCCUCAGUCAUUGUGGAGAACGUCAACCGCUAUGACGGCGGGAAAUACAUCCUGAACCUGGAGAGCUCCGCCGGCAUGAAGAUGUACACGGCCAUCGUCAAGGUCUUAGACACACCUGGGCCUCCUGGGAACAUCUCGGUGAAGGGCACGACCAAAGACUCGGCAGAGCUGUUCUGGGACGUCCCGCAGCUGGAUGGAGGCAGCGAGGUAACGCACUACGUGGUGGAAAAACGCGACACGGAGAGAAAGGCCUGGUCCAUUGUGUCCAAAGACUGCGCUAAAACUAUCUUCAAAGUCCAAGACCUGGAGUCCGGACGCAACUACAGCUUCAGAGUCUCUGCCGUCAAUGCCCUGGGACAGGGCGAGAGCUGCGAGACUGCUGACGCAGUGAAGGCCUCAGAGGAGCCCGGUCCCGUCAUGGACUUUAAAACCCUCCUGGUGACCCGGGACUCCUGCACUCUGAGCUGGAAGAAACCUCUGACAGACGGAGGUUCCCGCAUCACCUGCUACGUCCUGGAGGUCCUGAACGGAGAGGACAAAUACAAGGAACUCAUGAGAUCCAAGAACAUGCAGUUCAGCGCUAAAGACCUGAUCCAGGGCCGAGAGUACAACUACAGAGUGAAAGCCGUCAACGACACGGGAGAGGGACCUGCCAAAGACCUCACCGUGACUGCCAAAGACCAGAUCAUCCUUCCCAGCCUUGACUUGCGAGACCUUCCCAACAUGGUGUACGUGGCCAAAGAAGGAUCCACGGUGCGUCUGAAGAUCCCGGUGAUCGGCAAGCCCACGCCCAAGGUGACCUGGAAGAAGGGAGACGACGAAGACCUCACGGACUCGGGCCGAGUUUGUGCCGAAGCCACCGCCGUCAACACUACACUGCUGAUCCGCGACUGUCAACGCAGCGAUGCUUCUAAAUACGUGAUCACCCUGAAGAGCAGCGCUGGAACCAAGGAGUCCACUAUCUUUAUCAGGGUCGUGGGUAAACCAGGCAUCCCCAUUGGACCGGUGAAGUUCAAAGAGGUGACAGCAGAUGGCGCGACCCUCCGCUGGGGUGCGCCCAAAGACGACGGCGGGUCAGAGAUCACCAACUACAUCCUGGAGAAGCGUGACUCGGUCACCAACAUGUGGGUCACCGUGUCGUCUACGGUGGAGACCAACAGCUGCCGCGUCACGGGUCUCCACGAGGGGACGGAGUACAUAUUCAGGGUCAGCGCUGAGAACAAGUACGGCGUGGGGGAGGGGCUUAAGUCAGACCCCUGUGUGGCCAAGCACCCCUUCAACGUCCCGGAUGCUCCUCCUCCUCCUCAGGUCAUGAGUAUGAGACACAACGUGGCUUAUCUGGCCUGGAACGACCCGAGGAAGACCGGCGGGUCUCCCAUCACAGGGUACUUUGUGGAGUUCAAAGAGAGGAACAGCAUGCUGUGGAAGCGUACCAGCACCGCAGCAGUUCGUAUGAAGGAGCACCAGGUGACCGGAUUCACAGAGGGCCUGGAGUACGAGUUCAGGGUCAUGGCUGUGAACCUGGCAGGAACCGGCAGGCCCAGUGCUCCCACCGACCCACAGGUGGCCCUGGACCCCAUUGACCCGCCUGGGAAGCCGGACGUGGUCUCCAUCACCCGCAGCACAGUGACGCUGCAGUGGGUGGAGCCUCUCUCUGACGGUGGCCACAGACUCACUGGGUACAUCGUGGAGCGCAGAGACCUCCCCUCCAAGAUCUGGAACAAGUGCAACACGGUGAACGUGGUGGAUCCAGCCUACACCGUCACAGAUCUCCAGGAGGGCUGCAAGUACGAGUUCAGGAUCAGAGCCAAGAACUCUGCCGGAGCUCUGAGUCCUCCAUCCGAGCAGACAGACACCAUCAUCUGCACAGACGAGUAUGCUGCUCCCACUAUCAUCAUCGAGGCUCAGGUGAAGGAAGGGCUCACGGUCAGAGCCGGUGACACCAUCGUUAUGACCGCCACCAGCAUCCAGGGCAAACCAGCGCCAACAUCCUCCUGGUCCAAGGGCGGGAAGGACUUCAAGCCCUCUGACAUUGUGUUGAUUGAGGCCACCAAAACCUCCUCCACGCUGUCCAUCAAGUAUGCCAGUCGCAAAGACUCCGGCGAUUACGUCAUCACCGCCACCAACCCCUUUGGAGCCAAGGACGAGAUUGUAAGCGUGAAGGUUCUGGACGUGCCCUCAGCGCCUGGCCCCAUCGAGUGCAGUGGGGUGUCCUCCGAGAAGGUGAACCUCGCCUGGUCGGCCCCUGUAGAAGACGGUGGGGCCCCCAUCAAACACUACCUCCUGGAGAAGAGGGAGACCAGCCGGCUGAUGUGGACCGUCCUGGAGAACGAGGUCCUGGACUGUCACUACGUCGCCCACAAACUUAUCCAAGGAAACGAGUACUUCUUCAGAGUCCGCGCCAUCAACCAGUACGGCGCCAGCGAGCCCGCCCACUCCGAGGCAGUCAAGAUGGUCGACCGCUACGGACCUCCCGGCCCUCCCUCCAAACCCGAGGUGGAGAAGGCGGACGGUACCUCUGCCACGGUGACCUGGCGCCGCCCCACUGACGAUGGCGGCAGUGACAUCAUCGGUUACUGCGUGGAGAAGAAGGAGAAGAAGGGCAUGCGCUGGGUGCGCGCCUCUAAGAAGCCAGUGACCGAGCUGAGCUUCCAGGCCGGCGGGCUGACUCAGGGCAUGGAAUACGAGUUCAGGGUUCUGGCUGAGAACCGCGCUGGCUUUGGCGAGCCAAGCGAGGCAUCCAUGCCCGUGCUGAUUGUUGUGGCAGCCUUCCCUCCCGGCCCGCCAGUCAACCCGAGAGUCACCGACACAACCAAGACCACGGCCACUCUGAACUGGGGCAAACCCCUGGACAACGGUGGCCUGGAGGUGACCGGUUACAUCAUUGAGCACCGCAAAGACGGCGCAGAGGAGUGGGUGAAGGACACGCCCUCCUCGCCGCUGCGCAUCACUGAGUUUGUGGUCCCGAGCCUCGAGACUGCGGCCAAAUACACUUUCCGCAUCACUGCAGUGAACGGCAAAGGCCCCGGCGAGCCAGCUGAGACGUCCGAGCCUGUGGAGGUCCUGGAGCGUGCAGCGGAGCCCGAGUUUGAGCUUGACGUGGAGCUGCGUCGCACUCUGGUGGUGCGCGCUGGCUGCUCCAUACGUAUGUUUGUGCCGAUCAAAGGUCGUCCCUCUCCAACCGUCACCUGGACCAAAGAAGGUGCCGCUGUGACUCGAGCGGUGAUCGACAGCACCGAGUCCUUCACCAUGCUGCUGAUCCCUGAGAGCAGCCGCAACGACGCAGGCAAAUACUUGCUGACGCUGGAGAACGGCUCAGGAUCCAAGACCGCUGAGGUGCACGUGCGCGUGCUGGACUCACCCGGGCCGCCUAUUAACCUAAAACCACUGAAGAUUGACAAAGACAGCAUCACGCUGAGCUGGGAGGCGCCGCUGGUGGAUGGAGGUGCCAAAAUCACCAACUACAUCAUCGAGAAGCGCGAGUCGACGCGAAAGGCCUUUGCCACCUGCGUCACACACUGCUCAGCCACCUCUGCCUGCAUCGCCGAGCUCGGCGAGGGCUGUGAGUACUACUUCAGAGUCUCCGCCGAGAACGAGUAUGGCAUCGGCGAGGCGGUCGAGACCUCUGACCCCGUCCGAGCCUCCCAGGCCCCCACCCCUCCCCCCAGCGUCAUCCCCACUGACAUCACUAAGAACUCUGUCAGCCUGGCCUGGGCAAGACCCAAACACGAUGGCGGCAGCCGCAUCACGGGAUACGUCCUGGAGGCCCAGAAGAAGGGCACGGACCAGUGGGCGCAUGUGACCACAGUGAAGACGCUAGACUUCACCGUCAAGAACCUGAAUGAGGGCGAGGAGUAUGUGUUCCGGGUAAUGGCGGUUAACCACUCCGGCCGUAGCUUGCCGCGGGAGAGCAAACCCGUCAUGGUGAAGGAGGCCACCACUCUGCCCGAGUUUGACCUGCGCGGCGUGUGCCAGAAGACAGUGAUUGCCAAAGCAGGAGAUAACAUUAAAGUGGAGAUACCUGUGAUGGGCCGGCCACGCCCCACCGUAUCUUGGCAGAAGGAUGGUGCCACGCUCAAACUGUCGCAGAGAAUUAACGCUGAGUCGACCGGCGCCACUGUGGUGCUGAGUAUCGGAGAGUGUAAUCGCGGCGACGCCGGUAUCUACACCAUGACAGGAAAAAACAUAGUGGGCAGUGUGUCUGAGCAGCUUGUGGUUAAAGUGCACGACGUGCCGGGGCCGCCCAAGGGACCGGUGAAGAUUGAGGAGAUCUCCAGGACCUUCUGUCUCUUCUCCUGGGAGCCUCCGGAGAACGACGGUGGAGUCCCCAUCAACAACUACGUUGUGGAGAUCCGCGACACCACGACCCAAACCUGGAUCGAACUGUCAGCCACCAUCAUCCGCACGGCCUUCAAGGCAGUGCGUCUCAACACAGGGUCCGAGUACCAGUUCAGGGUUAAAGCCAAGAACCGCUACGGCGCCGGCCCACCCAUCACCUCAUCCUCUGUGGUGGCCGCCUAUCCCUUCAAAGCCCCCGGCCCCCCUGGUACUCCUCAGGUUGUGGCCUUCACCAAAGACUCCAUCACCGUGGGCUGGAAUGAGCCUGUGGCGGACGGCGGCAGCGAGGUGCUUGGAUAUCACGUGGAGCGCAAAGAGCGCAGCAGCAUCAUGUGGUCUAAGAUCAGUGCUGGUAUGGUCAAAGGUAACUUGUUCAAGACCAGCGGGCUUGAGGACGGCGUGGCCUACGAGUUCAGAGUCACUGCAGAGAAUCUGGCUGGCAUCGGUAAGCCCAGCAAAGCCUCAGAACCCAUCCUGGCCCUGGACCCCAUCGAUCCGCCCGGUGAGCCCGAGCCAGUGUUUGUCAAUAAGAAUGUCAUCACCAUCCAGUGGACCAAACCUGAGUACGAUGGUGGCUUCAAGAUUACCGGCUACACAGUGGAGAAGAAGGAGCUGCCAGACGGCCGCUGGAUCCGAGCAAACUUUACCAACAUUGUGGACACAACCUUCACAGUUAGUGGUCUAACGCAGGACGCCGCCUACGCCUUCAGGAUCAUCGCCCGCAACGCAGUGGGGGCUGUGAGUCUGCCAUCCGACCCCUCAGCUUCUAUCACAUGCCGCGACGACAUCGUGGAGCCGCGCAUCAUGGUGGACGCCGUGUUCAAAGACGUGGUGCAGCUGAAGGCUGGCGAGUCCUUUAAACUGGACGCAGAUGUGGCUGGCCAGCCCACACCCUCCAUGGUCUGGAGCAAAAAUGGCAAAGAAGUGGAGAACACGCUGAAGCUGGAGGUGCGCUUCACUGAACUAACAACGACUCUCACCAACAAAGACUCCAUUCGGGCCGAUGGCGGUGAGUUUGUCCUCACCGCCACCAACAAGGGCGGCUUCGCCAAACAUAUCUUCAAGGUGAAGGUGCUGGACAGGCCAGGGCCCCCGCUUGGGCCGCUCAAAGUGUCUGAUGUCACGGCCGAUAACUGCAUUGUCAGCUGGGCUCCUCCAGCCGACGACGGAGGUGCCGACAUCGAGGGGUACGUGGUGGAGAAGCGUGAGUCGAGUCGUUUGGUAUGGACCAAUGUGGCCUCGGGCCUGAAGGGCACAGAGCUCAAAGUCACCAAACUGCUCAAAGGAAACGAGUACAUCUUCCGGGUCUUGGCAGUAAACAAGUACGGGCACGGUGAGGGGCUGGACUCCGACCCCAUCAUUGCUGAUAACCCCUACACUGUCCCUGCCCCGCCAGAGAGCCCCGAGGUCACAGCUGUCACCAAAGACUCCAUGGUGCUGAUGUGGCAGGAGCCCAAGAGCGACGGCGGGACGCCCAUCACACACUACAAUGUGGAGCGCAAAGACCGCGCCAGCCUGCGCUGGGUCAAAUGCAACAAGCGCAGAGUGAAGGAGCUGCAGUUCCGGAUUGGCGGGCUGCUGGACGGCCACAUGUACGAGUUCAGAGUGACCGCUGAGAAUGCUGCUGGUGUGAGCCCGCCGAGCAUUUCCAGCGCCUUCCAAAAGGCAACGGACGCACUGUACGCCCCAGCCGCUCCCUGCAAUCCCCGAGUCCUGGACACCACUCGCUCCUCCAUCACCGUGGCCUGGAACAAACCGCUGUACGACGGCGGCUCUGAGGUCACAGGAUACGUGGUGGAGACCUGCGUCCCAUGUGAGAAGGAAGAGGACGAGGAGUGGAGCAUCCGCACCCCAGCCGAGGGGCUGCUGGCGACCAGCUUCACCAUUGUGGACCUGAAGGAGAACCAGGAGUAUAAAGUGCAGAUUUCUGCCGUAAACAGUGAAGGCAUGGGCGAGGCCGCGACAGUGCCAGAGAACCCCAAAGCAGAAGAUCGUCUUCUACCGCCCGAACUCGACUUGGACGCGGAGCUGCGUAAGGUCGUGAGCCUCAGAGCCUGCUGCUCCCUGCGUCUGUUUGUUCCCAUCCGAGGCCGACCCGCGCCCACCGUCAAGUGGAGCAAAGAGGAUGGCGAGCCUGUGGAGCGCGCCACCAUCGACACCACCAGCUCCUACACGUCCUUCGUCAUCAGCAACGUCAACCGCUUUGACAGCGGCAAGUACAACCUAACCGUAGAGAACAGCUCGGGCGCCAAGACCGUCACUGUGCAAGUGCGUGUCCUGGACACGCCCAGCGCGCCACAAGCCCUUAAGAUUGCCACGGUAACGAAUACGUCCGUGACUCUAACCUGGGAACCCCCUGCCAAUGACGGCGGCGUCAAGAUCAAGAAUUACAUUGUGGAAAAGCGUGAGUCGACGCGAAAAGCCUAUGCCACAGUCAACGCUAACUGCCACAGCAACACGUUCACCAUCGACCAACUGCUGGAGGGAUGCAACUACUACUUCAGGGUACUGGCAGAGAACGAGUACGGCAUCGGCCUGCCCAUCGAAACCAUUGAGUCUGUGAAGGUGUCGGAGAAACCUCAGCCUCCGGGAAAGAUCAUCCUCAAAGACGUGACCAAGAGCAGCGUGACCCUGACCUGGGACAAGCCGUCCCACGAUGGAGGCUCCCGAGUCGGCUGCUAUGUGGUGGAUGCUAUGGCUAAAGGGCAGGACAAAUGGAGUCAGGCAGUGAUUGUGAAGGAGACCGAGGCCACCAUCAGCAACCUGAACGCCGGGGAGGAGUACACGUUCCGGGUCUCAGCCCGUAACGAGAAGGGCACGAGCGACCCGCGACAGAUCGGCGUGCCGGUUAUUGUCAAAGACCUGGUCAUUGCACCCGAUCUCAAGAUGCUCUUCAACACCUUCAGUGUCCGAGCCGGAGAAGACCUCUCUAUCGACAUCCCAUAUGUGGCCCGACCCAAAGCCGCUAUCUCCUGGGUGAAAGACGCCCUGCCAAUGAAGAGGACCACCAGAGUCAACUUCAGCGCGACCGAAACCCUGCUCAGCUUGAACAUCAAAGAGGCUUGCCGUGAGGACGUGGGCCAUUACAUCAUAACACUGACCAACACGGCUGGGGAAACCAAGGCUGAGCUGAGCGUGGUGGUCCUGGACAAGCCAGGGCAGCCCUCCGGCCCGGUCAAAGUGGUGGAGGUGACGUCAAACAGCAUCACUGUGUCCUGGAGCCGACCCGAGUAUGAGGGCGGCUGCACUGUCAAGCAUUACAUCGUGGAGAAGAGGGACACAUCCACAAACGUCUGGACCAUGGUGUGUCCUAACCUCGCCCGCACCCAAGUCAAGGCCGGCAGGCUGAAGACCGGCUCCGAGUACCAGUUCAGGAUCACCGCAGAAAACCGAUACGGAAAAGGCCCAGCACUAUUGUCUGAGUGCAUCACUGCGCAGUACCCCUACAAGCUGCCAGGACCUCCAGGAACCCCAUCCAUCGCGGCCUGCACCAAAGACACGAUGGUUGUGGCCUGGAACGAGCCUGUGAACGACGGCGGAUCAACUGUGCUUGGUUAUCACCUGGAGCGUAAAGAGCGGAACAGCAUCUUGUGGGACAAGCUCAACAGAUCCCUGAUCACCGAGCAAACCUUCAAGACCCGGGUGGAACCAGGCCUUGAGUACGAGUACCGCGUCUACGCCCAGAACAUUGUAGGCAUUGGCAAAGUCAGCAAAGUGUGCGAAGGCGUCGUGGCCCGGGAUCCUUGCGACCCGCCCGGAACUCCCGAGGCCACAAAAAUCACCAAGGACUCUGUGACCAUCGCCUGGACCAAACCCGAGUACGACGGCGGAGCCAAAGUCACUGGUUACAUUGUGGAGAAGAAGGAGCUGCCCGAAGGCCGCUGGCUCAAGGCCAACUUCACCAACGUCAUCGAGACUGAGUACGUGGCCACCGGCCUGGUGCUCGAUAACCAGUAUGAGUUCAGGGUCAUCGCUCGAAACGCAGCUGGAGUAUUCAGUUUACCGUCCUACAGCUCUGGCCCGAUCACUGCCAAAGACGAGAUUGAGCCUCCACGCCUCAGCAUCGACCCAGAGUUCACACAGACUCUGGUCGUCAACGCAGGAGAUAACUUCAAGAUUGAUGCAGACGUCUACGGCAAACCGCUGCCGUCCAUCCACUGGAUGAUGGGAGAGCAGGAGCUCGGCAACACCAUUCACCGGGAGAUCAAGAACCAGCCCAACAAGGCCCUCAUUGCCAUCAAAGAGGCCAAGCUGUCGGACGGCGGAGAGUACACCCUUCUGCUAAAGAACCCUGGCGGGGAGAAGGCCGUGACGGUGAAUGUGGUGGUGCUGGACAAGCCUGGCCAGCCUCAAGGACCGGUGUUUGUGACCGGAGUCAUGAGCGACCGCUGCUGCAUUGCCUGGAAAGCUCCUCUUCAAGACGGUGGCUCAAAGAUCUCCCACUAUGUGGUGGAGCGGCGGGAGACCAGCCGUCUGGUCUGGACCGUGAUCGAUACCAAGGUAGAGAACAUCUGCCUGAAGGUCACCAAACUGAUGGAAGGAGAUGAGUAUAUCUUCAGGAUUCGAGCGGUGAACCAGUAUGGCACAGGAGCACCCCUGGAAUCUGCCCCGGUACGCAUCAAAGACCCAUACCUCCCUCCAGGAGCACCCAAAGCCCUGGACGUCUCAGACAUCAAAAAGGACUCCGUGAUGCUGGCCUGGGAGGCGCCCUCUGAAGAUGGUGGUUUGCCCAUCACCAAUUACAUAAUUGAGAAACAUGACAAAGACGGCGUGCGCUGGACACGCUGUAACCGCUCCACUGUCACUGACCUCAGCUUCCGAGUCCCCGGUCUUAUGGAAAGUCACAUGUACGAGUUCAGAGUCGUGGCUGAAAAUGCCAUUGGCGUCGGAGAGGCCAGUUCUCCCACCGUCUUUUUCAAAGCAGUGGACCCAGUGUUCAAACCGGGUCCUCCGCACAAUCCUAGAGUCCUGGAUACCUCCAAGUCCACCGUGUCCCUGUCCUGGUCCAAACCGACGUGUGAUGGCGGCUGUGAGAUUCAGUCGUACAUCGUGGAGUGCUGUGUGACCACAGCUCCAAUAGAACCAGAGCCAGAGGCUGAGGCUCCGGUCGAGGAGGCUGCCACCCCCGAUGCUCCAGCUGAAGAAUGGGUCAUGUGCACCCCACCUGCCGGGAUCAAACGUACCAAAUAUGAGGUGACGAACCUGAAGGAGAACCAGCACUACAAGUUCAGAGUGUGCGCCGUAAACAAAGUGGGCGUGGGUGAAGCCGCCGACGUCAUGGGGGUCAUUGUGGCUCAGGACAAACUGGAGGAGCCCGACCUGGACAUCGACCCGGAGCUCCGCAACAUUGUCUCCAUCAAAGCUGGAGCUUCUCUCCGACUCUUCAUCCCCAUCAAAGGCCGACCAGCGCCCGCCGUGACCUGGAGCAAAGAUGAAGCACCGCUGAAGGAGACUGCCCAAGUCGAGGUGACGACCAGCUUCACUUCUUUGGUCAUCGACAAAAUGAGCCGCAGUGACAGCGGUAAAUACUCCAUUAACGUAGAGAACGUCAGCGGAACCAAGUCCGCCUUCAUCGUGGUACGUGUACUGGACACGCCAAGUGCCCCGGCAAACCUAAAGGUCAAGGAGAUCACUAACCAGUCAGUCACGCUGGCCUGGGAACCUCCUCUUCUGGACGGAGGCUCUAAAAUCAAGAACUACAUUGUGGAAAAGCGGGAGAGCACCCGUAAGACGUACGCCGCUGUGGUCACCAACUGCCAUGCCCUCUGCUGGAAGGUGGAGCCUCUACAGGAGGGAUGCAGCUACUAUUUCAGAGUCCUGGCUGAGAAUGCUCACGGCGUGGGCCUUCCAGCCAUUAUCGUUGACCCACUGAAGGUCUCUGAAGUGCCACAGUGCCCCAAGAGCCUGAUGGUGACUGACCAGACCAAGACCAGCAUCUCCUUGGGCUGGGAGAAGCCUGAGUAUGACGGCGGCAGCAGAGUUGUGCAGUAUCUCCUUGAGGUUCAGCUCAAAGGGCAGGAGAAGUGGAAUGGAGUCAACACCUUCAAGACCAUGGAGGCAACCGUGUCCAACCUGAACCCUGGUGAGGAGUAUCUGUUCCGAGUCACUGCCAUGAAUGACAAGGGCAAGAGCGACCCACGCGUCCUGUCUGGCCCUGUCAUGACCAAAGACCUGGUGAUAGAGCCCGAUGUGCGUCCUGCCUUCAGCAACUACAGCGUCCAUGUGGGAAAAGACCUGACCGUCAACAUACCGGUGAUCGGACGACCCAAACCCCUGGUGAGCUGGUACAAAGACGGAGCACCGCUGAAGUUCACCACCCGAGUGAACAUUGUGAACACGGUGGGCAUGACCACACUCAACAUCAAAGAGGCAGCAGGAGACGACGGCGGCAUGUACACUGUCAGUGUCACCAAUACCGCUGGGAAGAAGGACACAUCUGUCGAGAUAAUUGUCCUGGACAAACCUGGCCCCCCCUCAGGCCCCGUCAAGUUCAGUGAUAUCACAACUCAGAGUGUCACUCUAUCCUGGGACCCGCCCAAACACAACGGCGGUUGUGAGAUAUCCAACUACGUCAUCCAGAAGAGAGACACCACCACCAAUGUCUGGGAGAACGUAAGCAUCAACUGGGCCAGAACAACCAUUAAAGUGACCCGACUGAAGACAGGCUCUGAGUACCAGUUCAGAAUCAUCGCUCAAAACAAGUAUGGGAAAAGCCAUGGCCUGGACUCCUCAUCCGUGGUGGCCCAGUACCCGUACAGAGAGCCUGGUCCUCCUGGCACCCCCUUCAUCGCCUCUCUAUCCCGAGACCAUCAGGUGGUGGAGUGGCACGAACCUGUGUCUGAUGGUGGCUCACCAGUGCUCGGGUAUCAUCUGGAGAGGAAGGAGCGGAACAGCAUUCUGUGGGUUAAGAUCAACAAGACUCUGAUCCACGAGCCCACCUUUAAGAGCUACCCGCUGGAGGAGGGCGUGGAGUACGAGUACCGCGCCUACGCAGAGAACAUUGUGGGAGUCGGCCGUUGCAGUAAAGUGUCUGAAGGAUGCGUAGCUCGUGACCCAUGUGACCCACCCGGCGACCCAGUGCCCAUCCAUGUCACCAAAGACACUAUUGUGAUUCAGUGGACCAAACCAGAGUACGACGGUGGCAGCAACAUCACCGGCUACACCGUGGAGAGACGAGACCUGCCAGAGGGACGCUGGGUCAGAGCCAACUUCACGAAUGUCAUUGAGACCCAAUUCACUGUGACCGGUCUGACCGAGAACGCUCAGUACGACUUCAGAGUCAUCGCCAAGAAUGCAGUGGGAACAGUCAGCAAACCCUCCUUCAAUAGUGGACCUAUCACUGCCAGCGACCACUUGGAGGCACCCAAGUACUCCAUCGACCCCGAGUUCACCAAGACCAUCGUCAUCAACGCUGGAGAAACCUUUAAACUGGAUGCAGAUGUGCGUGGAAAACCUCCCCCCACAAUGCAGUGGUUCAAAGAUGAGAAACCCCUGGAAAAUACACUCAGACUAGAGAUCAAGAACUCAGAGACUCAGGCAAUGGUCAUCAUAAAAGAUUGCGUGCGUGUGGACGGCGGCAUGUUCGUGCUGCAGCUCAGUAACGAAGCCGGCACUGAGACCAUCCCCUUCCAAGUGGUGGUCCUGGACAAACCCAGUGCCUGCGAAGGGCCUCUGCAUGUGACUGGAGUGGCUGAGGACAGAUGUACGCUGGCCUGGAAGGCUCCACUGCACGAUGGCGGCAGUGCGAUCAGUCACUACGUCAUUGAGCGCAGGGAGACCAGCCGUCUGGCCUGGAGUGUGGUCUGCAGCAGCUGCACUAGCACCUGCUACAAGGUCACCAAACUGCUGGAAGGGAAUGAGUACACCUUCCGUGUGAUGGCUGUUAACAAACACGGCAUCAGCGAUGCUCUGGUGUCCGACAACAUCAUCAUGAGGACCCCCUUCCUACCCCCAGGCCCCCCCCACAUUGAGGACGUGAGUCACAUCGCUCACGAUGGAAUGACCCUCACGUGGACCGCCCCCGAUUUUAUUGGCGGCAGUGAGAUCACAGGAUACGUCAUUGAGAAGAAAGACCGGUCAGGCAUCAAGUGGACCAGGUGUAACAGGCAGAAGGUGACCGACCUGUCCUUCAGGGUGACUGGCUUGAGCACUGGGCACGAGUAUGAGUUCAAAGUGUCUGCAGAGAACGCUGUGGGAACAGGAGAACCCAGCCUGCCCACCUCUUACUACAGAGCCACCGAUCCGAAGUUCAAACCUAGUGCUCCCAGCUACAUCAACGUCGUCGACUCCACAAAGACCUCCCUCUCACUUUCCUGGGGCAAACCCGCCUCUGAUGGCGGCAGCCCGAUUCAGGGAUACAUUGUGGAGGUGUGCAAAGCCGAGGAGGAGGAGUGGACCAUGGUCACUCCUGCCACUGGCCUCAGACUGAACAAAUAUGAGAUCACAAAGCUGGCGGAGGGACAGGAGUACAAGAUCCAAGUCUGCGCUCUGAACAAACUGGGAGUGGGCGAGGCGGCUGUACUUUCUGGCACAGCAAAGACUGAAGACCGAAUGGAGGAGGCGCAGAUUCACCUGGACUCUGAGCUUAGGAAGGGCAUCGUAGUGAAAGCCGGAGCCUCGGUCAGGAUCCUCGUCCCCUUCAAGGGCCGUCCACUGCCCGAGAUCAAGUGGAGCAAAGAUGAAGGCGAGCUGCCGGAGAAGGCUGUGGUGGAGAAGGCGCUGACAUUCACUCAGCUGUCUAUCGACUCCAGCGACAGAAACGACUCUGGGAAGUACGCGCUGAGCCUGACCAACAGCAGUGGCACGGUGUCCGAGGUGGUGUCAGUCAAAGUGCUGGACACGCCCUCCGCUCCUCUAAAUCUGGUGCUCAAGGAAGUCAAAACAAACUCUGUGAUGCUAGUGUGGGAUGCGCCUCUCGUCGAUGGAGGCUCAAAAAUCAAAAACUUUGUCAUUGAUAAACGUGAAUCCACCAGAAAGGCCUACGCCAACGUCUCCACCAAAUGCACAAAGACCACCUUCAAAGUGGAAAAUCUGAUUGAGGGUGCCAUGUACUACUUCAGAGUGGCUGCAGAGAAUGAAUUUGGAGUGGGACAAACGGUGGAAACAAAGACUGCAACCAAAGCUGCUGAAGUGCCUCUGCCAGUGGGAAAAAUCUAUUUAACUGACGUAACUAAAAUGAGUGCCUCUCUGGCCUGGGAGAAACCUGAACACGAUGGAGGAAGCAGGAUCGGAGGGUACCUCAUUGAGAUGCUGCCCAAAGGAACCGAAAAGUGGGGUGUGGCCUCAAAUGUAAAAACCUGUGAGGGCACUGUGAAAGGCCUGACCGUUGGAACAGAGUACUUGUUCAGAAUCAUCGCCUACAACGACAAAGGAAAGGGCGAGCCCAAGGCCUUAGCCGCUCCCGUGGUGGCAGCUGAUAUGACGCUGGAACCCAGUAUUAAACUGCAGUUCAACAGCUACACGGUUCGCUCCGGGAAAGACCUGAAGCUGGUGUUCCCUGUGAUUGGACGCCCCAAACCCAAAGUCACUUGGACCAAAGACGGAGAGCCAUUGAAAGUCACCUCCAGAGUAAACGUGGCGAACACAGAUAGCACUACUUCCAUCUCCAUCACUGAAGCCUGUAAAGACGACCUGGGUAAAUACACUGUCACAGCGACAAAUGCAGCUGGGUCUGCCACAGAGGAAGUGUCUGUGAUCAUCCUAGACAAACCCGGAGUACCUAAAGGCCCACUGAAGGUGUUGGAAGUCAGUAACACAUUUGUGCAACUGGCCUGGGAGCCGCCCGAGUACACAGGAGGCUGCCAAGUCAAAAACUACAUUGUGGAGAAACGUGACACGACAACGCAGACAUGGCAAACUGUCACUGCGCAACUCGCAAGAACAGCUUUCAAAGUCACCAAACUGAAGACGGGUGCAGAGUACCAGUUCAGGAUCAUCGCUGAAAACAGGUAUGGAAAGGGCGCAUCACUGGACUCCAAGUCUAUUGUAGUGCAGUAUCCGUACAAACCGCCUGGGCCACCUGGAACUCCUUACAUAAAAUCUGCUACAAAGGAAAUGAUGAUCGUAGAGUGGAACGAGCCAGUGAACGAUGGAGGAAGCACGGUGAUUGGCUACCACCUGGAGAGCAAAGAGAGAAGCAGCAUUCUGUGGAACAAACUGAACAAAAUGCUCAUCGCUGAUACUCAAUUCAAGAUCUGUAACCUGGAGGAAGGAAUUGGCUACGAGUUCAGAGUUUACGCUGAGAACAUAGUUGGAGUCGGCCGCUGCAGUAAAGUGUCUGAGUCUUUUGUGGCUCUUGAUCCUUGUGAUCCUCCCAGCGCUCCUGAAGCCGUGACAAUCACCAAAAACAUGAUCAAAAUCCAGUGGACUAAGCCACAGUAUGAUGGCGGCACCAAAGUGACUGGAUACAUUGUGGAGAGGAAGGACCUGUCGUCACCCGAGGUCCACUGGGUCCGUGCCAACUUCACCAACAUCGCAUUCACAGAGUACAACGUGACAGGCCUCACUGAAGGAGAAAAGUACGAGUUCAGAGUCAUUGCCAGAAAUGCGGCCGGAACCUACAGUGGACCCUCCGAUAGUUCAGGGCCAAUCACCGCCACAGAUGAGAUAGAACCCCCACGCGCCUCCAUGGACCCUAAAUAUAAGGACGUAAUCUUGGUGAACGCUGGGGAGAACCUGGUGUUGGACGCUGAUGUCUACGGCAAGCCAUUCCCUGAUAUUGUUUGGCACAAAGAGGGCAAAGAGAUGAACAAAGCUCUGCGCAUCGAGGUUAAGCUGGCUCAGAAACACGCCUCUAUGACCAUCAAGGAUGUGACCAAACUCGACAGUGGAAACUAUGAUUUGGUGCUCAAAAAUCUUGGAGGUGUGAAGACCUUGCCUAUUUCUGUUAAAGUCCUGGACAAACCAGGAGCUCCCGCUGGCCCCAUGAAGGUGACAGGCGUGAUGUCCGACCGCUGUACGCUGGCCUGGUCUCAGCCUGCCUUGGACGGAGGAGCUGCCAUCAAGCAUUACACCCUGGAGAAGAGAGAGACCAGCCGUCUCUCUUGGACUCUGAUUGCGCCCAACAUUGAUGGAAUCUUCUAUAAGGUGAAGAACCUUCUGCCAUCUGAGGAAUACAUCUUCAGAGUGAGAGCCGUGAACAAAUACGGCGUUGGCGACUUUUUGGAGAGUGAACCCAUUGUCGCUCGCAACCCAUACAAACCACCAAGUGCUCCUGGAACCCCAGAGGCCAGUGAAAUCAGAAAGGACUCCAUGCUCUUGUCGUGGUCUGCACCAGAUUACACCGGGGGCGCUGAUAUCCAAACCUACCACCUGGAGAAGCGUGACAAGGACAGCGUGAGGUGGACCAAGUGCAACAGAGAGAAGCUUCUGGAGACCAGCUUCAAAGUGACCGGUUUGAUGACCGACCACUUCUACGAGUACCGUGUGGCAGCUGAAAACGAGGCAGGGGUGGGCGACCUGAGCGAGCUCUCUCUUCUCUACAGAGCCUGCAAUGCCCUCACUCCCCCCAACCCACCACACCAUCCUAAAGUCACAGACUACUCCAAGACCUCGGUGUCCCUGUCCUGGGGCAAACCCGACUUUGAUGGCGGUGCCUACGUCAAGGGCUACAUUGUGGAAAUGAGGGAGUACACACCGAUCCCUGAGGAAGACGAGGAGGCAGAGGUGGCUCCUGCAGUCGAACCAGUUGUGGAGAAGGAAUGGUCCAUGUGCACUCCUCCCAAUGGAAUUCAAGCCACAAAACUGACCAUUACUGACCUGAAGGAAGGAGGAGAGUUCCAGUUCAGAGUGUGUGCCAUUAACUCGGAAGGCGUGGGAGAAGCAGCUAACGUCCACGGCACAGUGGUCACCUCAUCCCGAGCCGAGGCCCCAGAUAUGGAGCUGGAUGCUGAGCUGAGGAAAGUAGUGUCUGUACGUGCUGGCGGAACUCUGCGACUCUUUGUGACGAUCAGAGGACGCCCAGAACCAGUGGCGAAAUGGGAGAAGGUCGACGGAACUCUGACUGACAGAGCUGCUGUUGACAGUACCAGCUCCUACACCAUGUUGGUCAUUGAUAACGUCAACAGGUUCGACAGUGGAAAGUACUCGCUCACGCUGGAAAACAGCAGCGGGUCGAAGUCUGCCGUGGUUGCUGUGAGAAUCUUGGACACUCCAAGCGCACCAGAGAAGUUUGUUGUGAAAGAGCUGAAGAAAAACUCUGCAACACUGGCCUGGGACACUCCUCUGACUGACGGAGGCUCCAAGAUCACCAACUACAUUGUGGAGAAGAGAGAGUCUGUGCGUAAGGUCUACACCACCGUCACCAGCAACUGCACUGCCAACUCCUUCAAGAUCGAGGAGCUUCCAGAAGGAGGAACCUUCUACUUCAGAGUGUGUGCCGUCAACGAGUUCGGCCAGGGCCAGAGCGUGGAGACCAAAGAGAUCAAGAUUUCAGAAGUGCCUAUGCCACCAAACAAGGUCACGCUGGUGGAUCAAACCAAGACCAGUGUAUCUUUGACCUGGGAGAAACCAACACACGACGGAGGAAGCAAAGUUAUGUGUUACAACGUUGAGUUCAAGCCCAAGAGUGGAGACAAGUGGGGCACGGCCUGCACGGUCAAAGUGCUGGAGGCUAAGGUGGCCAACCUCACACCCAAUGAUGCCUAUCUCUUCAGAGUGCUCGCCAUCAACGAGAAGGGCAAGAGUGAGCCCAAAGAUCUGGGGCCUGCCGUUGUUGCAAAGGACGUAGACAUCGAGCCUUCUCUGGACCUCCCGUUCAGCACUUACAGUGUCAAAGCCAAAGACGACCUGACCGUUGAGGUGCCAAUAAGGGGACGACCUAAACCAGUUGUGGCAUGGAAGAAAGAUGCCCUGCCUCUGAAGCAGUCCUCCUCUGUCACUAUCCUGAACUCUGCCUCAUCCACAAAAAUUGUGAUCAAAGAGGCGAGCCGCGAGCACAUGGGCAAAUACGAGGUCACACUCGCCAACAGCGGAGGAAUUGUCUCCACCAACUUUACUAUUGUAGUUUUGGACAAACCCUCGGCUCCUAAAUCGGUCAAAGUGGACGCUGUGACCUCCGACAGUAUCAGCCUGUCCUGGUCUCCACCAGAGUACGAUGGGGGCUGCUGUAUUAGCCACUACAUCGUGGAGAAGAGGGACACCAACUCUCAGGAAUGGCAGAUGGCUGCCAGUAAUGUGGCCCGCACAGCCUUCAAAGCCGGGCGCCUGACUCACGGAGCAGAAUACCAGUUCCGCAUUUAUGCCGUUAACAGAUAUGGUAAGAGCACCUAUCUGGACUCGCCCGGAAUCACCGCUCAGUACAACUUCAAACUGCCCGGACCCCCAUCCACUCCCAUCGUGAAGCUCGCCACCAAGUCCUUCAUGAUAGUGACGUGGAAUGAGCCGGUGAAUGACGGCGGCAGUACAGUGCUGGGGUAUCACCUGGAGAGGAAGGAGCGCACCAGCAUCAUGUGGAACAAGAUGAACCGUGGCAUGAUCAAAGACACUGAGUUCAAGGUGAAUGGCGUGGACGAGGGCAUGAUGUACGAAUAUCGUGUUUAUGCAGAGAACAUCGCUGGUAUUGGCAAAGUCAGUAAGUCCUGUGAAGCCGUCGCCGCCAGAGACCCCUGCGACCCACCUGGCCCGCCCAUAGUUACGGCCGUUACCCGGUCAUCUGUGUCUUUGUCCUGGGACAAACCAGAGUACGAUGGCGGUGCUAAAGUUUCUGGCUACAUCAUUGAGCGCAGAGACCUGCCAGAGGGACGCUGGACACGCUGUAACUUCACAAAUGUACCAGAAACACACUACGAUGCCACUGGGCUUACGGAGAACAGUCAGUACGACUUCCGCAUCAUCGCCAAGAACGCAGCCGGUCUGUUCAGCGGCGCCUCAGACAACACCGGGCCCAUCACAGUCAAGGAUGAUGUGGACCCACCCCGCAUCAUGAUGGACGUCAAAUACCGAGAGGCUGUGCUGGUGAAGGCCGGAGACACACUGAAGAUCUGUGCCGACCUGGCUGGCCGCCCCGCCCCCGUUGUGUCUUGGACCAAAGACGGAAAAGACAUCGAGCUUAGAGCCCGCAUCCAGAUCGUGUCCACAGACACCAGCACGGCAGUCGUGGUGAAGGACUGUAUCCGUCGCGACUCAGGCCAAUAUGUGCUCAGGCUGCAGAACAUUGGCGGCACCGUCAGCAUGCCCAUUGACUGCAUUGUGCUGGACAGACCUGGGCCCUGUGCUGGACCCAUACAGGUCACCGGGCUCACAGCCGAGGCCUGCACCCUGGCCUGGGGCCCGCCACAAGAGGCCGGAGGCGCCAACAUAACACACUACGUGGUGGAGCGCAGAGAGACGAGCAGACUGGCCUGGACCCUGAUCAAAGGAGACGUCACCAAAACAUUUUACAAAGUCAAAGGUCUACUGAAGGGAGAGGAGUACGUGUUCAGAGUGCUGGCCAUGAGCAAACACGGGCGUGGUGAGCCUCUGGAGAGCGACAUUGUGAAGAUCACCGACCCCUUCACCAUUCCCAGCGCCCCCAUGAGCGUGGAUGUCACCGACAUCACCGGAGACACCAUGAUCCUGACCUGGUGCAAGCCUGUGGCGGACGGAGGCAGCGCAGUGAUUGGGUACGUGAUUGAGCGCAGAGAGAAGACUGGCAUGCGCUGGGUCCGUGUCAACAGAGACCUGGUGACUGACUGCACCGCAGCCGUCACCAAACUGAGGAAAGGCUGUGAAUACGAUUUCAGAGUGUGCGCUGAGAACGCUGCUGGUCUCAGCCCGCCCAGCGAAGCUUCAGCCACUUUCAGAGCCGCUGAUCCCCUGGUCAUUCCCGGUCGACCUACCAAACCAAAGAUCAUUAACUCCACCAAAGACACUAUCUCCAUCGUGUGGAAGGCACCCACUGAGGAUGGCGGUGCUUCAGUCCUCGGCUACACUGUGGAGUACAGAGAGUUUGUGCCAACACCAGAGGAUGAAGAAGAGGAGGAAGAGUAUGAAGACGAGGAGUAUGAAGAGGAGGAGUCUCCAGAGGAGCUGGCCCGGUGGACUGAAGCCAUUGCUCUCACCAGGAGCAUGGAGUUCACCGUCAGCGGCCUGAAGACCGACCAGCAGUACCAGUUCUGUGUGAAAGCUGUGAAUAAGAUCGGCCUGAGUGGUCGCAGCCCAGUCUCUGAGGCAGCUGCUGCCAUGGACCGCACCUGCGAGCCCACGUUUGAUGCAGACAUUGAUUUAAGGAAAGUGUUGAUUGUGAAACACAACGCCGCUUUCACUCUGAAUGUGCCCUUCAGUGGCAACCCCGCCCCCACUGCCGAAUGGGCCAAAGAGGGUGUCAACCUGAAGGUCAGGGGAACCAUAGACUCCACCGACUCCCACACCAAACUCACCAUCGACAAAGCCACAAGGAACGACUCUGGAGAAUACAGCGUCACCAUCACAUCCCCUCUGGGCACCGCCACCUUGCCCAUGGUUGUAAAGGUGCUAGACUCUCCCGGGCCACCCGCUAACGUCAAGGUGUCCAAGGUGACUCGUGACUCGGCCACUCUGACCUGGGAGGCGCCUGAGAACGACGGCGGUGACGCAGUGAAGGCCUACCAUGUGGAGAAGAAAGAGGCUAGUAAGAAGACCUGGGUCUGCACCACCAACAACUGCCAUGAGCUCAGCUACACGGUGGAGAACCUGCAGGAGGGCGCCAUCUACUACUUCAGGGUCAUAGGGGAGAACGAGUACGGCACAGGCGUCCCCCAGGAGGCCGCGGCCGGCACCAAGAUCACCGAGGUGCCCACUCCCCCCAUGAAGCUGGGUGUGGUGAACGUGACCAAAGACAGUGUGACAAUUGGCUGGACACGGCCCGAGUACGAUGGUGGCUCCCGGGUUGCUGGAUACCUCAUUGAUGCCCUGGAGAAGGGACAGACCAAGUGGAUCAAAUGUGCCACAGUGCGCACCAUGAACCACACCAUCAAGAACUUGCGUGAGAGCACAGAGUACUUCUUCAGAGUGCGGGCAGAGAACCACGCUGGCCUAAGCGAGCCCAAGGAGAUGAUCGUGCCCGUGCUGGUCAAGGAGAUACAAGAGGCUCCGGAGUUUGACUUGAAGAACUACCCUAAGAGCACGGUUUAUGUGAAGGCCGGUUCUGACCUGAGCUUUGAGAUCCCGCUGAGUGGCCGACCACAGCCCAAGGUGGCAGUGUCCCGGAACAACGUGGUCAUAAAGGGUUCGGACAAAAAACUGACCGCCACGGUGACCCCAGACAGUGUCCUCAUCACUCUGACCGAGGCCACACCUAAAGACGCCGGCAAAUACGAGUUUACUGCCUCCAACGCCGGUGGCACCACCAAGAUCAGCUUCACCUUUGUGGUGAUGGACCGACCUGGGCCUGCCACAGGCCCCGUGGAGGUGGGAGAGGUGGGAGAGACCAGUGUCUGUCUCAAGUGGGCUCCUCCAGAGUACGAUGGCGGCAGCCCCGUCACCCACUACAUCGUCUUGAAGAGAGAGACCAGCACCCCAGCCUGGACCGAGGUCACCACCAACGUGGCCCGCAGCGCCAUCAAGGCUGCCAAGUUGACCAAGGGAGAGGAGUACCAGUUCAGGAUCAAGGCGGUGAACCGAUACGGCGUCAGUGACCACAUUGACACCAAACCGAUCAUGAUCAAGCUGCCCUACACCAUCCCUGGUCCUCCCUCUACCCCCUGGCUCUCGUUGGUUUCCAGAGAAAGCCUGACGGUGUGUUGGAAUGAACCUGUGACAGAUGGGGGAAGCCCGGUGUUCGGAUACCACCUCCAGAUGAAGGAGCGCAGCAGUAUCCUCUGGCAGAAGAUCAACAAGACGGCCAUCCCCGGCAACCAGUUGCGGGUCACCAACAUCCUGCCCGGAAUGAUCUACGAGUUCAAGGUGUCUGGAGAGAACGCUGCGGGCAUCGGGAAGGUCAGCAAGACUUCUGAAGAGGUGCUGGCCAUCGACGCCUGCGAGCCGCCUGCUAACGUGCACGUGACUGAGGUGACCAAGAACUCUGUAACCCUGGCCUGGCAGCGUCCACCCUACGAUGGCGGCAGCAAGAUCACCGGUUACAACGUGGAGCGCCGUGACGCCGGCAGUGGCCGCUGGGUCAAGGCCAACUUCACCAACAUCCUGGAGAUGGGCUUCACUGCGUCCGGCUUGAACCAGAAUGAGGCCUACGAGUUCAGAGUGUACGCCAAGAACGCUGUGGGCUCCACCAGCAACCCCAGCCUGAUCGCCGGCCCGGUGACCUGUGUGGACGCCUGUGGAACCCCAGCCAUCGACCUGCCCCCAGAGUAUCUGGACGUGGUCCGGUACAAGGCUGGCACGUCGGUGAAACUCAAAGUGAGCUUCACUGCCAAACCUCAGCCGGUCAUGAGCUGGAUGAAAGACGGCAAAGAGCUAGUGGCCUCUUCCACUGUCUCUGUGGAGAACACCACUGACUCCACCGCCGUAUUGGUGAAGGACGCCACCCGAGCCAAUACCGGGGCCUAUGAGGUCAAGGUCCGCAACGUCCUGGGCAGUGCCACAGCAACCAUCCGCAUGGAAGUUCUGGACAAACCUGGGCCUCCUGCCGGCUCUAUCAGCUUCAGCCACGUGUCGGCCGAUAAGAUCUCUUUCGGCUGGGAGCCCGUGCCGGAGUGGGAUCAGGGCGGGUACCCAGUGACGCACUAUGUGGUGGAGAGACGUGAGACCAGCCGUGUGGUCUGGUCCACCGUGUCUGAGCGCCUGGAGCAGAACCACGCUACGGUCGGCAAGCUGGUCGCUGGAAACGAGUAUGUGUUCCGAGUGAUGGCCGUCAACAAAUGCGGCGUCGGAGAGGUGCUGGAGAGCGAGCCUGUGGUUGCCAAGAACGCCUUCGUGACGCCUGGUCAGCCCUGCACGCCUGAGGUCACGGAGUCCACCAAAACCACUCAGGUCGUGGAGUGGGCCAAACCUGGCGUGGACGGCGGCAGCACAGUGACAGGGUACUACCUGGAGCGCAGAGACAAGAAGAGUCUGCGCUGGAUCAAAGUCUACAAAGACCCAGUGACAGAGCCCAAGCAGACCGUGUACCAUCUGACCGAAGGGAACGAGUACCAGUACCGUGUCUGCGCCAUCAACCGGGCUGGCGAGGGGCCCUUCACCGACGCCUCGGACUACUAUAAGGCCGCCGAUCCCAUCGAAACUCCUUAUGAGCCUGUGAAGCUGAAGGUGGUGGACUCCACAAAGACCUCCAUCACCCUGAGCUGGACCAAGCCCGAGUGGGAUGGGGGCAGUGAGGUCACCAGCUAUAUGGUGGAGAAACUCGUGGGCGAGGAGGAAGAAUGGACCAUGCUCACAACCAAAGGAGAAGUGAAGACAACAGAGUACACAGCCCACGACCUCAAACCAGACCAGGACUACUACUUCAGAGUCUCUGCGGUGAACUGUGCUGGACGGGGAGAGGCUCUGGAGCUGACCGAGCCUGUGCAGGCCAAAGACAUCCUGGAGGAGGCCCAGGUGGACACAGACGUGGCCAUGCGCACUCACUACGUGGUGAAAGCUGGCAAAGACGUGGAGCUUUCUGUGCCCAUGAAAGGCCGGCCCGCCCCCACUGCCUCCUGGUCUCUGGGAGAGACCUGCAUCGACAAAGACCCACGCUUCGAGUUCCACCACUCCGACAACAGCUCCACCCUGGUGCUGCGCGAGGUAACCCGCAACGACACGGGCAAGUAUCUUGUGAAGAUCCAGAACGGCGUGGGCGAAGCCAAGAGCCUCACACUGUCGGUGAAGGUGCAGGAUAGUCCAGCCCAGUGCCAGAACCUGGUGCUGAAGGAUGUGACCCGAGGAAAGGUCACUCUGUGCUGGGAGCCGCCACUGUCGGAUGGAGGAGCCGAGAUCACCAACUACAUUGUGGAGAAAAGAGACUCCAGCAAACGCACCUUCUCCGCUGUCACCAGCAAGUGCAUGGACACCACCUUCUCUGUGGAGGACCUGUCCGAGAAGACCUCCUUUUUCUUCAGAGUCCUGGCUGAGAACGAGAACGGUGUGGGAGACCCGUGUGAGACAGUGGAGCCGGUGAAAGCCACAGAGACACCCGGCCCCGUGAAGGAGGUCUCCAUGAAGGACUCCUCCAAGACUUCGGUCACUCUGCAGUGGCUCAAACCCGAGUACGACGGCGGCAGCAUCAUCUCAGACUACGUGAUUGAGAAGAAGACCAAAGGAGAAGAGGAAUGGUCAUCCGCUGGAGCCAGCCGCCACUGCGAGUUUGAAAUCAAGAAGCUCAAGGAACAUUCAGAAGUUCAGUUCAGAAUCGCUGCUCGCAAUGAGAAAGGACAAGGAGACUUUGUCCUGUCCCAGCCCAUUAAAGUGGUGGACUACAUCAUCACACCUGAGGCUGAUAUGUCCGAGUAUCCUGGAAGCCUCCUGAAAAUCCGGCUGGGCCAUAACGUCCAUGUGGAGCUGCCGUACCGUGGCAAACCCAAGCCCAUGGUGAGCUGGCUGAAGGACAGCCUGCCCCUGAAGGAGAGCGACCAGAUCCGCUUCAAAGUCACCGGCAGCAAAGCCACACUCAUGAUCAAAUCUGUAACCAAAGAGAAUGAGGGCAAGUACACCCUGACCCUGGACAACAAGGUCAACCGCAAGUCCUUCCACCUGCACGUGGUGACGCUUGGCCCGCCGACCAAACCCGUGGGUCCCAUCAAACUGGACGAGGUGAGAGCUGAGAGCAUCACCAUCUCCUGGGAAGAACCCAACGACGAUGGUGGUGGAGACAUUAGCUGCUACACUGUGGAGAAGCGCGACACGGCCAAGAACGACUGGAAGAUGGCUUGCUCCUGCGUGACCGACACGCAGUUCAAGGUGCCAAACUUGAUCAAAGGGUUGCAAUACCAGUUCCGUGUGUGCGCUGAGAACCGUUACGGUGUGAGUGAGGCAUUGCUGUCCCAGAUGGUCGUGGCCAAGCACCAGUUCCGACCUCCAGGACCUCCAGGCAAACCCUUCGUCUACAACGUCACCAACGACGGCAUGACCAUCCAAUGGGAGAAGCCACUGUACGACGGAGGCACCGCCAUCCAAGGAUACCAUGUGGAGAAGAGGGAAAGCAACAGUGUGAUGUGGCAGAAGGUAAACACAAUGAUAGUGAAGGCCACAGAGUACCGGAUCCUGGAGCUAAUCGAGGGUCUGGAGUACUCCUUCAGGGUUUACGCCCAGAAUGAUGCAGGACACAGCCGCAUGAGCGACGAGAGCAAACUCACCAUGGCUGUGAGCCCUGUUGACGCCCCUGGCCAGCCUGACUACACAGACACGACCAGUGACAGUGUGUCUCUGAAAUGGGAUGCGCCCAAACGAGACGGUGGCUCUAAGAUCACAGGCUACACUGUGGAGAAGCGGCAGGGCAAAGGUCGCUGGUUCAAAGCCAACCUCACAGACUGCUGCGACUGUCAGUACACCGUCACCGGUCUCGCCACCAACGAGCGAUAUGAGUUCAGGGUCAUCGCCCGCAACGCCAUUGGUGUUGUGAGCCCGCCAUCCAACUCCUCUGGCCUCAUCAUUGUGCGCAGCGAGAACGCUGCCCCCAACCUUGAAUUUGGGCCUGAGUACUUUGAGGGUCUGACGGUGAAGGCAGGGGACAACAUUCGGGUGAAGGUGACGGUGACCGGCCGGCCUGAGCCCAAAGUGGUGUGGUACCGAGACGGCGUGGUGGUCACCAAACAGAUGAUGGACAUCAUCACCAUUCCGGGCUCCAGCACGCUGUUUGUGCGCGACGCAGACCGCUCCCACCGUGGCCUCUACGCUGUGGAGGCCACCAAUAGCUCGGGCAGCAAGAGGGAGGAGAUCCUGGUGCAAGUGCAAGACACCCCUGGCGAGCCGGUCGGCCCUAUCGUCUUCUCGGACAUCUCUGAGGGGAAGUGCACACUGUCCUGGGGCGCUCCGCUGAACGAUGGCUGCUCCGAGAUCUCGCAUUACAUCAUCGAGAAGCGCGAGACCGCCAAGAUCUCGUGGGCCCUGGUGUCAGACGAGUGCACGGCAUGCAGCUUCAAUGCCUCCAAACUCAUCAAGACCAACGAGUACCAGUUCAGAGUCUCUGCUGUCAACAAGUUUGGGGUGGGCCGGCCAGUCGAGUCCAGCCCAGUCAUCGCCCAGAUGCAGUACACUGCCCCGGAUGCCCCUGGUACUCCAGAUGCCACAGAAGUCACCGGAGAGAGCAUCACGCUGGCCUGGACACCGCCCUCUUCUGACGGAGGGAACCCCAUCCAGUGCUACAUCGUGGAGAAGCGCGAGAAGAAGACGCUGCGCUUCUACAAAGUCAUCACAAAGAAACCAAUUGUGGAGUGUGCCCACAAAGUGAGCGGCCUCAGCGAGGACACAGAGUACGAGUUCAGGGUUCUAGCUGUAAACGACGCCGGCGUGGGAGCUCCCAGUAACGUAUCCCUGGCGAUCCGCGCUGCUGAACCCAAAGACAUCCCCUGUGCCCCCUCGGUCAUGUGUGUGUCGGACUCCUCCAGCUCCUCCAUCAGCCUGGAAUGGACCCGGCCAGCCGACGACGGCGGCAUGGAGGUCCUGGGGUACAUCCUGGAGAUGGCCAAAGGAGAAGAAGAAGAAUGGACCAGAGUCAAGGAGAACGAGCUGAUCUCAGAUACACAGUUCACUGUGAAGGAGCUGGAGAGCGGCGCCUCCUACAGGUUCCGUGUGGCCGCUGUGAACCAUGUGGGUCGUGGAGAUGAUCUGGAGCUGUCUGAACCGGCUGAGGCUGUGGAGAGGUUCACUGCUCCUCAGGUGGACAUCGACGCCACUUUCAAACAGACGCAUAUCGUGAAGGCUGGCGGCUCCGUGUGCCUUGGCGUGCACUACCGUGGCAAACCUGAACCCACUGCCACCUGGGCCCGGGACGAGGGUGAGCUCGGUCACAUGACAGAGGUGCAGACUGUGGAGGGACACAGCUCUCUGUCCAUCGAGAACUGCACACGCAAUGACUCGGGCAAAUACACCAUCACCCUGGAAAACAGCAGCGGCAGCAAAGCCAUCACCUUCACUGUCCAGGUCUUGGACACGCCUGGACCUCCUCAGAACGUUAUGUUUAAGGAGGUGACCCGUGGUUCGGUGACACUGGUGUGGGAGGCUCCUCUUCACACCGGCGGAGCCAAGAUCCACCACUACAUUGUGGAGCGGCGCGAGGCCAGCCGGCGCACCUGGGCCCAGUCCGGAUCCAAGACCUCUGCGUGCGAGCUGAAGAUCAACAACCUGCUGGAGGGAGUGCCCUACUUUUUCAGAGUUCUGGCAGAGAACCAGCGCGGCCUGGGAGAGCCUCUGGAGAUCACCGAGCCGGUUAUGGCCACAGCUGAGCCCUCUGCGCCCAAACGCCUGGACGUCCUGGACACCACAGACAGCACUGUGGUGCUGGGCUGGCCCAAACCAGAGCACGACGGAGGCAGUCGUGUGCAGGGAUACCUCCUGGAGGCGCGACCCAAAGGGGGAGACAAGUGGAUGGUGGUGGGCAACACCAAGACCCAGAGCUACACCGUGGACAAACUCAACAAGAACGACGAGUAUGAAUUCAGAGUGAAGGCCAAGAACGAUGCUGGCCUCAGCUUGCCCAAGGAGACCAUUGCUGCGGUGCUGGUCAAAGAACCACACAUCGAACCUGCGGCUGACCUCAGCGACAUCCCCAACCAGCUCAUCUGCUGCCGCUCCGGCAGCACCUUCACCAUCGAGCUGCCCAUCAGCGGUCGCCCCGCACCCAAGGUCUCCUGGAGACUGGAAGACAUGCGGCUGAAGAACUCAGACCGUGUCAGCAUCAAGAGCAGCAAAGACCGGUGCAGCAUCACCGUGAAGGAUGCCAUGAGGGGAGACGGCGGUAAGUACCACCUGACCCUGGAGAACGCCGCCGGCACCAAGACCUUCACUGUGGAGGUGAACGUGACGGCGCGCCCCAGCCCCCCCACCGGGCCCAUUGCCAUCUCUGGCAUCACCUCUGAGUCCUGCGUCAUCGAGUGGGAGGCGCCUGAGGACGAUGGGGGAACGCCCAUCACCAACUUCAUCGUGGAGAAGAGAGAGUCCGGCUCCACAGCCUGGCAGCUCAUCAACUCCAGCGUGAAGAGGACCUCGCUCCAUGUGGGACAUCUCACCAAGUAUAUGCAGUACACCUUCAGAGUCUCCGCGGAGAACCGCUUUGGCAUCAGCAAGUCCACUGAGUCUGAGACCAUUGUGGCAGAGCACCCCUUCACUCCCCCUGGCCCACCGACCCGCCCCUCAACCUUCAACGUGUCGGCCAAUGCGCUCACGCUGAAAUGGGAGGAGCCCUACAACGACGGCGGCAGCAAAGUGACGGGCUACUGGAUCGAGAAGAAGGAACGCAACAACAUCCUGUGGGUCCGCGAGAACAAGAUCCCGUGCUUCGACUGCUACUAUGCGGCUGAGGGGCUGGUGGAGGGACUGGAGUACCAGUUUAGGGUCUACGCCAUGAACUCUGCCGGUCUCAGCAAGCCCAGCGAGGCCAGCAAGGGGACUGUGGCCCAGAACCCUGUUGACUCCCCGAGCAGACCCGAGGUGACCAACGUGACCCGCACCACCGUGUCUCUGAAGUGGGGGGCACCGCUGAACGACGGCGGCUCGCCCAUCACUGGCUACAUCGUGGAGAGGAAGCCCUACACCAUCACUGGAGAGGGCCGCUGGCUCAAGUGCAACUACACCAAUGUGACAGACAACUUCUACACCGUGACCGCACUUGGCGAGGGAGAGCCCUACGAGUUCAGGGUCAUCGCCAAGAACCAGAACCAGGUCUACAGCUUGCCCUCCGAGUCCACGGGCUCUGUGCAGUGCAAGACCGACUUCGAACCACCCAAAGCCCAGCUGGACAGUAAGCUGCUGUCGGAGACCGUGUUUGUGCGUGCUGGGUCUGACCUGGUCCUGGACGCGGCGGUGGGUGGCCGGCCGGACCCCAAGGCCUCGUGGGCCAAAGGAACAAGAGACCUGGAGCUGUGUGAGAAAUACCAGCUCACCUACACACCCACCAAAGCCAUGGCCGUCAUCAAGUUCUGCGACCGCGACGACACGGGAAAAUAUGUGCUGACCGUGAGGAACGUGAGCGGAACCAAGACCGCUGAGGUCAACGUCAAAGUGCUUGACACUCCGGGCGUGUGUGAGGGCUCAAUCGAGAUCUCAAAGGUCACAGAGGAAUCGUGUGUAUUGACGUGGAAGGCGCCACUGGAGGACGGCGGCGAUGACGUGGCGUACUAUAUGGUGGAGCGCCGCGACACCAACCGUCUGAACUGGGUGGUGAUGGACGCCCAGUGCACAGAGCUGACCUGUAACAUCAACCACCUGUUCAAGAACACAGAGUACCUGUUCAGAGUGAGGGCCAUCAACAAGUACGGCCCUGGAGUGCCUCUGCAGUCUGCACCUAUGGUGGCCAGGAACACCUUCACGGUGCCCACUCCCCCCGGAGCGCCCGAGAUCCUGGUAUCUGGAAAAGACUUUGCAACCAUCGAGUGGUUGAAGCCCGAGUCGGACGGAGGCAGCCCCAUCACCCACUACCUGGUGGAGCGGCACGAGAGGAAGAGCGCCCGCUGGGUGAAGGUCAACCGCGACGGUCAUUUCCUGGACACCUGCCUCAAAGUGGGCGGGCUCACGGAGGGAAACAUCUACCAGUUCAGGGUCACCGCCAUCAACAAGGCUGGGGAGAGCGAGCCCAGUGAGGUGUCUCUGUACGUGGUCUGCAGGGUGCCCACAGGUGUGUCCAUGGCCCCCUCCAUCCCUCGCAUCACGGACACUCACGCCGACAGCAUCAGCCUGGCCUGGUCGCGGCCCGUGGAGGACGGUGGGGCUGAGGUGAUGGGAUACAUCCUGGAGCAGCAGGAGUCCGGGGCAGAGGAAUGGACCAAGGCCCACGACAAGACCCUGAGGUCGUCAGAGUACACCGUGACCGGCCUUAGCGCAGGAAAGAAAUAUUUGUUCAGAGUGGCAGCCAUCAACAUCAACGGCACGGGCGAUUUCAGCGACCCGUGUGCUGAGACCGAGCCCGUGGAGAGACUGGAGACCCCAGACUUUGAGCUCCAUGACGACCUGAAGAAGACCAUCUGCCUCCGUGCCGGUGGCUCUCUGAAGAUGCAGGUGAACGUGACGGGUCGUCCCGCUCCCGCCAUCACCUGGACCAAACCGGGUGUGGACCUGGCGACCCGCGGCUUCAUUGAGGUUACAGCCACCUCUACGCAGCUCAUCAUCGACAAAGUUCACCGCUACGACGCCGGAAAGUAUACUCUGAGCGCAGAAAACAGCUCUGGCAAACAGGAAGUGCACAUCCUGGUCAAGGUCUAUGACACGCCUGGGCCCACUGGUCCCAUCCAGAUCAAAGAGCUGAACAAAGACAGCGUCACCAUCUCGUGGGAGGCUCCCACGGUGGACGGCGGCGCUCCGGUCAACAACUACGUGGUGGAGCGGCGCGAGGCGUCCAUGCGCGCCUACAAAACCGUCACCGCCAAGUGCAGCAAGACGUCGUACCACAUCGACAACCUGCUGGAAGGAAUGCUCUACUACUUCAGAGUCCUCCCAGAGAACAUCUACGGAGUCGGAGAAGCUCGAGAGACUCCUGACGUCAUCCUGGUUUGUGACGUGCCAAUGCCGCCCUCCAAGUUCGAGGUGACAGAUGUGACUAAGUCCUCAGUGUCUCUGGGCUGGGAGAAGCCGGAGCACGAUGGCGGUAGCAGACUGGUGGGAUACGUGAUAGAGGCCUGUAAGUUCGGCACAGACAAGUGGAUGAAGGUGGCGACGCUGAAGCUCACAGACCUGGAAUACACUGUGGAGAAACUCAACGAGAAGGAGCAGUAUCUGUUCAGACUCCGAGCAGUGAACAGCAGAGGAGCCAGUGAAGCCAGAGAACUGGUGACCGCGGUGACCGUCCAGGAGCAGAGAGUGAUGCCCGAGGUCGACUUGUCCAGUUUGCCUCAGAGAGUGGUGAACAUUGUUGCUGGGAAGACUCUGGAGCUGGAGCUGCCGAUCGUGGGUCGUCCCCCUCCUGCCUGCGCCUGGUACUUUGCCGAUAACCGUCUGAAGAUCACGGAGCGCGUGAAGGUGAAGAGCACGGGCAAGAGCACCUGCCUCACCAUGAGCGACCCGACCAUCGACGACAGCGGGGAGUACACCAUCGAGUUGAAGAACGUGGUGGGAACGGUGACCGAGAAGAUCAAGCUCACCGUGCUCUCCAAGCCGGAUUCGCCUGAGGGCCCCAUGAAGUUUGACGAGGUGGACGCUACAUCUGUGGUGCUUAGCUGGAGUCCCCCGCUCCGUGAUGGCGGCGCCCCGGUCAGUGGGUACGUGGUGGAGCAGAGGGACGCACACCGACCCGGCUGGGUGCCCGUGUGUGACUCUGUCAGUCGACCCACGUACCGCUUCACCAACCUCAUCGAGGGCGACGAGUACGUGUUCCGAGCCGCGGCGAUCAACCGCUACGGCACCGGAGAGUACCUGCAGUCUGAGGUGGUGACCUGCAAGAGCCUCAACAAUGUCCCUGGACCCCCGGGUCGCCCCAUCAUCUUUGACGUGUCCCGAGACGGUAUGACUGUGGCCUGGGAUGUGCCCGAGACGGACGGCGGACUGGAGGUGUCUGGUUAUGUGGUGGAGAGGAAGGAAGUGCGCUCCGACCGAUGGGUGCGCGCCAACAAGAACCCCAUCACCAUGACCCGGUACCGCUCCACGGAGCUCACCGAGGGCCUGGAGUACGAGCACCGCAUUACUGCCAUUAAUGCCCGAGGCAACAGCAAGCCUAGCCUGCCCUCUAAGCCUGCUGUGGCAACAGACCCCAUCGACCCGCCUGGCUGCCCACAGAACCCACGGGUCACAGACACCACCAGCUCCUCUGUGUCAUUGGCGUGGAACCCUCCGGACGACGAGGGAGACGCUCGAUUGGACGGGUACCUGAUAGAGAUGCAGAAGGAGGGCAGUGUCGCCUGGACCAAAUGUAACACCACGCCAUCGCUGAUCUGCGAGUACACGCUCACCAACAUGCCUCAGGGCGCAGACUUCCACUUCAGGGUCCUGGCCUGCAACGCGGGCGGCUGCGGCGAGGCGGCUGAGGUGCCCGGCGUGGUGAAGAUCACAGAGAUGCUGGAGGCCCCAGACUUCGAGCUGGAGCUGAAGUACAAGGACGUGUAUGUGGUGAGACAGGGCGGCGUGGUGCGCCUGUCCGUGCCGAUCAGAGGGAAGCCACAGCCGACCGGCACCUGGUCCAAGGACGGCCCUGGCGUGUCAGCGACCGCCAUGAUCGCCUCCACCGAAGACGCCAGCGAACUGGUCAUCAAAGGAGCCGAGCGUGCGGACUCUGGCCUCUACACACUCCUGCUACAGAACAGAGUCGGCACCAAGAAGGUCCAGAUCAAGGUGAAGGUGAUUGGCCGGCCCAGUGCUCCGGAGGGCCCCCUGCUGUUCGAUGAGGUGCAGAACAACAGUGUGAGAGUGGGAUGGAAGGCUCCCACAGACGACGGCGGCUCGGAGGUGCUGGGAUACAUCGUGGAGCGCCGCGAGGCCACCAGGAACGCCUGGUACACGGUGGACUCCCGCGUCACUGACACACAGCUGCUGGUCAAGGGUCUCAACGAAGGAACCGAGUACCACUUCAAGGUCACUGCAGAGAACGCCUUUGGAGUCAGCUCAUCGCUCAAGUCCGAGCAACCGUUGGUGCCACAGACGCCGCUGUGUGCCCCGGAGCCGCCCUCUGCUGCUCCAGAGAUCAUGGACGUGACCAAGAGCUCUGUGGGGCUGGCGUGGGCUCGACCCAAACACGACGGCGGCUCGGCGCUCACUGGUUACAUCGUGGAGUAUAAGGAGGUGACGGCGGAGUCCUGGAGUCGCCAUGGAGACGCCAAGCUCACCACUAUGUUCACGGUAACGGGGCUUACAGCGGACGCAGAAUACCACUUCAGGAUCAUCGCGGUGAACGCCAUCGGAGAGAGCCAGCCUGGCUCCGCCUCCGACGCCAUCAUCUGCAAGGAUCCAUUCGACAAGCCCAGUCAGCCUGGAGAGAUGGACACUGUGGCCGUCACCAACAGCUCCAUCUCACUGAAGUGGUCUGUGCCUGAGUGCGACGGUGGGAAGCCCGUCCUGGGAUACUGGGUGGAGUACCGCAAGUCCAUCGAGAGCGCCUGGAAGAAAAGCAACCGACAGCGCAUCAAGAACCCCGAGUUCCUGAUGCCCGGACUUGCCGAGGCCACGGAGUACGAGUUUAGAGUGUUCGCCGAGAACGAGACCGGAAUGAGCCGCCCCAGGAGGACCGCCACCUGCAUCAAGACCAAGCUCAUGGUGGAGAACAAACCCAGCCUGAGGAAGGAGAUGGAUGAGGUGACGGCCAAACUGGGCCAGCCCGCCAUCAUGAAGUGCCAGAUCAUCGGCAGACCCAUGCCCGACAUCAAGUGGUACCACAACGGCAAAGAGGUGGUGGAGUCGCGGAAGUACGAGAUGAGCUCGGACGGCAGGAACCACUCUCUCUCCAUCAUGACCGACCGCCAGGAAGACGAGGGCGAGUACACCUGUAAGGCCGUGAACGAAGCCGGGGACGCCGAAACCACCGGCGCGCUGGUGCUGGAGGCCAAGCCAAGCUUCCACCCCGACUACCCACUGAAGGAGACCUACCACGCUGGCCUGGGAACCACACUCAGGAUCCACGCUGUCUACAUCGGACGCCCCGAGCCCAAGAUCAUGUGGCUUCACGGUUCCAAAACCCUGGAGCCCACGGACGACAUCAGCAUCGAGACCACAGGUCACUACACCCACCUGGUCAUCAAGAACGUCCAACGGCGCAUCCACGGUGGGAAGUACCGCAUCCGGCUGCAUAACCACUUCGGGCGCGCAGACACAGCCUUCACCGUGGAGAUCUACGACAAACCAGACGUGCCGCAGGGUCCCAUCGUACUCGACGCGCUGCUGAAGAACUCGGUGAUCCUAAGCUGGAAGGCGCCAGCAGACGACGGCGGCUGCAUGAUCACCAACUACAUCGUGGAGAAGCGCGAGGACAAAGAGGGCACAGCGUGGGAGCUGGUGUCCUCCUCCAUCAACGGCUGCAGCUGCCGCGUCCCCAACCUCCAGGACUCUGCCGGGUACUUCUUCAGGGUCUACGCCCAGAACAAGUACGGCAACAGUGCACCGCUGGAACUGGAGGCACCUAUUCUCAUCAAGAGCCAGCUGGAGAAGCCAUCGCCGCCUCUGUCUCCGGUCGUGUCCGGCAUCACCAACACGUCCUGUGUGGUGUCCUGGAAGCCGCCCGUUUCGGAUGGCGGCUCUAAGAUCAAGUGCUACCAUCUGGAGAAGAAGCUGAAGGAGAAGAAGGAGUGGUCCGAGUGGAGCACGGUGACCACAGACGAGAUCAAGCAGACCGUGUUCUCUGUGAAGCGGCUGGUCGUCGGGCAGGAGGUGGUGUUCCGGGUCAAGUGUGAGAACCUGGGUGGCCACAGCGACUACAGCGAGGAGACCGCUCCGGUGACACCCACCACGCCCGUGGAUGUGCGCGCGCCCGCCUUCAAAGAGGAGCUGAGGAAUCUGAGUGUCAAACACAAGAGCAACGCCACGCUGGUGUGCAAGAUCACCGGCCAGCCAAAGCCCGUCAUCAAAUGGUUCCGCCGCGGCAAAGAGGUGCAUUCCGACGGAAAGAAGAUAAAGAUCCAGGAGUUUAAGGGCGGGUACCACCAGCUCGUCAUCGCCGAGGCAGACGAAGAGGACUCCACCGUCUACCAGAUCAGAGCCACCAACCAGGGCGGCUCCAUCUGUGCCACCGUGUCCCUGGACGUGGAGAUCCCUGCCAAGAUUAACCUACCCAAGAACCUUAAGGACAAGGAGGCCAUCCCGGCGCUGCGUGGCGAGGUCGUCAACAUCAAGAUCCCCUUCGGCGGUAAACCCGACCCGGUGAUCACCUGGCAGAAGGGCCAGGACUUGAUUGACAGUAACGGUCACUACCAGGUCAUUGUGACCCGCUCCUUCACCUCGCUGGUCUUCCCUAACGGUGUGGAGAAGAAGGACGCCGGCUUCUACAUUGUCUGCGCCAAGAAUCGCUUUGGCAUCGACCAGCAGACAGUGGAGCUGGACGUAGCAGACGUGCCCGACGUUCCCCGCGGCGUCAAGGCCAGCGACGUGUCCCGAGACUCAGUGACCCUGAACUGGGUUGCCCCCGCCAACGACGGCGGCAGCAGAGUCAUCAGUUACAUCAUUGAGAAGUGUCCGACCACCGCGGAGCGCUGGGAACGCGUGGCCCAGUCCCGUGAGACCCGCUACACCGUCAUCAACCUGUUUGGAGGAACUAGCUACCAGUUCAGAGUCAUCGCUGAGAACAAGUUCGGCCAGAGCAUCCCGAGCGAGACCAGCGGCCCGGUCAUGACCAAAGAGGACAAGUCCCGUGUGCUGCUGUACGACCGCGAGGUGGACGAGUCAGGCCGCAUUCCCAGAGCCAAAGCACCGCACUCUGACGCCAAGAACCUGCACACCAAGUACAGCAUUGCAGAGGAGUUGGGCCGUGGCCAGUUUGGCAUCGUGCACCGCUGCGUGGCCACGGGCUCAGACCGAACCUUCAUGGCCAAGUUUGUGAAGGUGCGUGGCGCUGACCAGGCCGUGGUGAAGAAGGAGAUCGCCACGCUCAACCUCUGCAAACAGGAGAACUUCCUGCUGCUACACGAGUCCUUCGACUCGCCCGAGGAGCUCGUCCUCAUCUACGACUUCCUGUCGGGCAGCGACGUGUUCGAGCGCCUGAACUCAGCAGACUUCGAGCUCAGCGAGCGACAGGUCGUGAGCUACAUUCGGCAAGUCUGCUCCGCGCUACAGUUCCUCCACGGAGAAGACUACGGCCACUUCGACAUUCGCCCCGAGAACAUCAUCUACACCACGCGCACCAGCGACCACGUGAAGAUCAUUGAGCUCGGCCAGUCCCGCCACCUCACCCCCGGUGACAUCAUCAAAGUGCAGUACACCACAGCUGAGUACGCGGCUCCUGAGAUCCACCAGAGCGACAUGGUGUCAUCCGUGACCGACAUGUGGAGCGUGGGCGUGCUGGCGUACGUGCUCCUUAGCGGCCUGAACCCCUUCACGGCAGAGACCCACCAGCAGACCAUCGACAACAUCUCCAACGCGGCCUACGGCUACGACGACGACAGCUUCAGAGCUGCCAGCGUGGAGGCACUGGACUUCACCGAUCGCCUCAUCACCAAAGAGCGCAAACACCGUAUGUCAGCGGCUGAGGCGCUGGAGCACCCCUGGCUCACAAAACCUGCUGAGGAGAUCAGCGCCCGAGCCAUCCCCACGGGUCGCCACAAGCGUUAUUACCAAGCAAUGGUGCGCAAGGAGUGGGGCACGGUGGUGUCAGCCGCCCGUGUGGCCAGUGGCGGCUCCAUCCGCCCGCAGCGCGGCGUCUUUGUGGCUAAAGUGAAGAUUGCUCCGUUUGAGCACGGGCCGCUGGCCGGGCAGGUCUCACACUCGGUCGCCAACGAGGGCGACGGCGUGAAGUUCGCCUGCAACAUCGAGAAUUACGACAGCACCACCGAGGUCACAUGGUACUGUGGCGUGCGCCAGCUGGAGACCGGCGCCAAAUACACCAUGGAGUAUGAGGACGGGCUCGCCGUGCUCACCCUGGAGAAAGUCACUCGAGCCGACGACGGCACGUACCGCUGCAAAGUGGUGAACGAGUACGGGGAGGACAGCGCCUACGCCGAGCUCUUUGUGAACGGCGUACGCAGCUACCGCGACUUCUUCACCACCCGAGUCGUGAAGAAGACCAAGCGCCGGGUGGACACUGCGCGACUGCUGCAGAAACCUCCAGAGUUCACGCUGCCGCUCGUCAACAAGACGGCGUAUCUAGGAGAAGACGUGCGCUUUGGCGUCACCAUCACCGUGCAUCCCGAGCCGCGCGUCAUGUGGCACAAGUCCGGACAGAAAAUGAUCCCCGGCCAAGACGACAAGAAGUACACCUUCAUCAGCGACAAAGGUUUGUACCAACUCAUCAUCCACGGUCUGGAGAAGGAGGAUGACGCCGAGUACAGCGUGGUCGCACGCAACCGUUACGGAGACGACAGCUGCAAAGCCCGCCUGACUGUGGUCCCACGACCCAAACCUGCAGACCUCACGCUGAGGCCCAUGUUCAAACGCCUGCUCGCCAACGUAGAGUGUCGCGAAGGUCAGGACGUGCGCUUUGAGAUCCGCGUGUCGGGGAAACCGGCACUGAAGUGGGAGAAGGACGGCAUGCCGCUGACUCUGGGCCCGAGCAUCGAGGUCGUACAUGAGGGACUGGACUACUUCAUCCUCCACAUCAGAGAUACCCUCCCCGAGGACUCGGGCAUCUACCGUGUCACUGCCACCAACUCGGCCGGCUCGGCCAGCUGCCAGGCCACGCUAAAGGUGGAGCGGGUCACCCACGUGAAGAAGGAGCCUGAGCUCAGCACCAAAGAGAAGGAAAAGGCCAAAGAGAAGGAGCUGAUGGACAAGAAGGUGCGCUUGUCCCAGAUCAUGGCAGGCACCGAUGUCCUACCGCUGCCCCCUGCCGCGGUACAGGCCAUGAGAGAAGCGGCCUCCAUGUUUAAACCUGCCGUGACCACGAAGAAGGGCGAGAAGACCGAGGCGGAGAUCCAGAAGGAGAAGGAGGAGAGGAAGAAACGCGCAGACGAGAAGCGGCUGAGGAUGCCAUACGUGGUGCCAGCCCCGCGACCCAUGAACCCUGCCGCGCUAGAGGAGGACGUGCAGAUCAAAGUCUUCAAACCCAUGUCCGACAUGAAGUGGUACAAGACGCUGCGCGACCAGUACGAGUUCCCCGAGCCCAUGGACAAGGUCCACCAGCGGCGACCCAAACGCAUCCGGCUGUCGCGCUGGGACCAGUUCUACGAGAUCCCCAUCCGCAUCAAGGACCAAUACAAACCCAAGUGGAGGCUCCCGGCUGUGAGCCAGGAUGACCUCGAGACCGUGAGACCUUCUCGCCAUCGCACACCAUCUCCUGACCCCACGGACGCCUACCGCCGCAUCCGCCGCAGGUCCCUCGGAGACUUGUCUGACGAGGAGCUGCUGCUGCCGGUCAAUGAGUACCUGACCAUGAAGCGCACGGAGGAGGAGCGCAUGCGGCUGGAGGAGGAGCUGGAGCUGGGAUACUCUGCGUCUCCCCCGAGCCUCAGCCCGGUACGCUUCGAGCUGUCUGCACUGCGCCCCACAUCACCGCGACCCGAUGAAGACCAGGAGACCGCCUGCUAUGACUCGUACAAGAUCCCGUCUAAGUACGAGGCUGGCCCGAGCUUCAUAGACCUGCGGGACCGCCACGACAAGGCCACGUUCAAACCGGCCAAAGGAAAACAGCGCGUCUACGAAGAAAGAGAAUCCACCGAGCUGCUGCGGCCGGCCACGACCCAGGGCCGCAUCUCCUCGUACAAGAGCCAGCUGAGGCAGAUGGACUUCGAGGAGCGCACACGCAGCAUCAAGAAGGAGAAAACCAUGGUGACGACCUACAGCGAGGAUGUGACCAGCGAACACCUCACCACCUUCACCUCACCGUAUCUGGCUAAACCCCUGAAGAAGCUGCCCCCUCCCGAGCCGGCGCUGGAGCCCGUGGAGAGAUCAAAGGUGGAGAUGGCGUAUCCCAAAGUGGACUUUGCCUCUCGAUACGAGGAGCGCAAACAGGCGCUUCGCUCAGAGCGGCGCUCACUGGAGGAGGUGCACCUGCCGCCCUUCAGCCUGGAUCACCCGCCGCUCUUCACCAUCCGCCUGCGGUCACACCGUGUCCCCUACGGCACCACGGCCCGCUUCAGUCUGAACGUUCAGGCCAAACCCGAGGCCACGGUGUCCUGGUCCCAUAACGGCAAAGACAUCAGCCCCAGCUCUAAGUACAUCAUGACCAACGCGAAUGGCGUCCUGACGCUGCAGAUCAAACGCUGCAUCACCGCAGACUCGGGCACGUACCGCGUGCUCUGCCGAAACGCCCGUGGCCAGGCCAGCGACUACGCCACACUAGAGGUGGUCGGGGAGGAGCUGGCAGAGUUCUCCACUCUGGUGCAGCGAGAGGACGAGCGAGACGAAGAGCCACCAGCGGCACACAUGAAGGAGACCAGGGCCGCAACCAGCACCACGACCAGGGCCGCGACCAGCGAGGCCACCGAGACCUACCAUGUGUCCAAGAGCGCGAGCAGCAGCACCACCAGGGCCGCGACCAGCGAGGCCACUGAGGCCUACCAUGUGUCCAAGAGCGAGUCCAGCACCAUCAGCCAGAGCGAGACCACAGAAGUCUCCCAUGUGUCCAAGAGCGAGUCCAGCAUGACCAGCCAGAGCGAGACCACCGAGGUCUACAUGUCCAAGACUGUGGAAGCAGUCGCCAUGGAGACCAUGGUUACAGAGACUGUAGUAGCACAGGCAGUCGUCAUGGAGACAUCUGCCCCCUCUUCUUCCCGAGUCAAGUCCCCUGAACCACUCAAGUCCCCCGCUCGGGUCAAGUCCCCAGACCCGGUCCUGUCCCCCCCUCGGGUCAAGUCCCCAGACCCGGUCCUAUCCCCCCCUCGGGUCAAGUCCCCAGAGUCCAUAAAGUCCCCACAGAGAGUAAAGUCCCCAGAAGCUGUGCGGUCGCCUCCUCGGGUCAAAUCCCCCGUCUCGCCCAAGUCCCCGACCCCGAAGUCCCCCACCCCGUAA
Messenger RNA from Knipowitschia caucasica, 63108 nucleotides. The record is from the annotation of a GenBank genome assembly. Lineage: Eukaryota; Metazoa; Chordata; Actinopteri; Gobiiformes; Gobiidae.